Messenger RNA from Cinara cedri, 57562 nucleotides. NCBI's taxonomy places the organism in Eukaryota, Metazoa, Arthropoda, Insecta, Hemiptera, Aphididae. The record is from the annotation of a GenBank genome assembly.
AUGAAAGAAGAACCAACAAGAGAUGGUAGCAUCAGAUGGAUGUCGUGGGUAUUAGCUGGGAGUAAGAAUGUUCAACGAACUGAUGAUGCUGUAGUAGGGGUAAGAUUAUAUUGUUUAAAAAAAAAUAGUUAUAUCACCUACUUUAAUAUAUUUAAAAUUAUAAUGAUAGACUAAAAAAUAUACUGGCUGACCUAGUAGAUUUAACCACCCUUUAAAAAAUAAAUCAAAUCAAAGUUACUCAAUUUAAUGAGAAUAUUGAAUUUAACACUUCAUCAAGUACCGCAUGAUUAAUUAAAAUAAUGUUAUAAAUACUCACAUGUGCUGUCUCCAUUUAUAAGAUAUUAUAGAUGGAGACAGCACAUGUGAUUUAUAAAUUAGCAAAAUUUGUGUUUAAUAGGACAAACUUUGUUUUGCUAGUUUUAAUAUUACAGUGGACUGACCAAGAUAUAAGAUUUUAAAUAAUGGGACUAACCUGUGACCACUGAACUAUUGCCACACUUAAAGAUAAGAAUAUUAACUGUGUUCACACAUCAUUGGUUUUCAAUAUUUUAAGUUUUAGUCAAGUUGUAGGCUAUUUUAAAUUGUGAUAUUAUACUUACUUAUAUCAAUACAAGGUAUCUGGUUUGAAAAUAUGUGAUGCUUUUUCUCUUUUAUGUAGACGAAAUUGGCAUAUUAACAUUAAAAAACUGAAUUGCAAUUUGUGUUUUGUAAUAUAUUGAAUAUUUGAAUAUACGAAUAUAAAACAUGGAAUAUAACACCAACUUGCAAAAAAAAAAAACCAUAACACGAAAUAAUUAUCAAUUUUAAAUAAUAAAUACGAUAUAUACUAUUUAAUAUGAAAAGAAAUUUUUCUAUUCCAGAAGAUAGAAGAAACACAAAAUUGAUUAAAUAGUUGGAUCGUAAUCCGCUAAAGACGCCACACUUGAACUGGAACAGUGCCGGUUAGGUAGGAUAAACACCGAAGGUUUUUAAGACACCUCACGCGUAUUAUUUAUGCCAAUUUCUUUUGCUUAGUUUUUCUCCGUUCAUUCUUUUUUAUUAUAUUUAACUUAUGAUGUAAAAAAUGGUUAGGUUCAUUUAAAACGAUUCGGUUCGUUUGUGUACCCAUAGAUAUAUAAAAUACCUAGAAAGCAAAAUUUGCAUACUGGCAACAGACUUGACAACAGUUUAGAGGUGGGGCAUAAACGAAUGCUAAAUAGAAUAUAAUUGACAUCGAUAUAAGUACUAUCGAUUUGAUUUUUAUUAUCUCACAAUGGGCACAAUGUAAUAAUAAAAAUAACAACCGUUAAAUAUCAAUAAUUCAAUAUCGUUUUUGCCUAACCUGUAAAUGGCGUCUGACUUUAAUAAUAGAUAUGAGUUCGCCAUCUACGUGUGGCGGGUUUCGCGCCACAUUUCUUCUUCCCACGGCGGACAUCGGCCACGCCCCUCGCUGUCGGCGUUCAGCGGUCAUCGUCCAAAGCUCCGCUCGUCUUGACGUCACCACCGCUCCUCUCUCUCUCUGCACCGACACCGUACGCGAAGCGUUGUUCCCGACUCCGAAUAAUUAUUAUGUAUGAUUGUUUUUCUUAACUAAUGUUGUUUUCAUUGUUGCGUGCUCUCCUUUCCUCCGUCAAAAGCCGUCUGCUGGCGAUCACUUGUAUUAUGUCUUAAUGUUGUAAAUAAACGUUUCUUUAUUACCUUGUCAUAAACCUCGUGUCUUGGUGUAACCGGCCAAAUACGUAUUUUAUGUAUCUAUGUUUGGACCGGAUCACCAGUGUUGCCGAUAUAAAAACUUAAAAUCACUUCACGAUGGUUAAAUUGUGUCGAGUGUAAAAAGGUAACAUGCAAACCGCGCCCGAAUAAAAUAAAAAUUAACAAAAUUACAAAAUAGUCUCUAAUUUAUUUAUUCGUGUAACCUUUAUAAAUAUGACAGAUUAAAAUUAAUAGAUAUGAGUAGAUAAUAUAAAUAAAAAAGUAUUAUGUAAAUAUAAAAUAAAACAAUUACAUGUAAACAAUAGUUGAUAAGUUUGGAGUUGUGUGUCAAAUUCUUGGUGUAUGAACAAAUAGGAUCCUGGUCAUUUAGAUCCCAACUAUAUCUUUGGUAACAGUGUGCAUCUACUUGUCCUUGUCUCGGGAUUAAAUUAUCUUAUCUUGAUCUAGUCCAGAUAUCCGAAUGUUAUCAGUAUAUAUAAUUAUCAUAAAAGCUGGUAUGUCGUAGGUACAAAGAUUAAUAUUUUGUUUGAACUUUAAAAUAAUAUACUACUUCACUAUAAUUUUAGCAAUAUGAACCUCGCACUUCCCAAAACCCCGAACUCAAUUUCAUUUAAGUGCCACAAUGUAUUAAAUUGUCAUGAAGUUAGAAGAAUAUGAUUAUAUGGUUAAGGGUAAAUAUAAUUUUCGAAAAUCUUUUAUCUCGGUAUUAAUAAUUAGGUCAUUGUAUGAAUAAGUUUUUAAAUCUUCUGAAAUAAUAUUUUAUUAACACCAAACCAAUUUCAUUAAUUUAACAUUAGGUAGAUUUAAUUGAAUACCAUAAGGUAUUUGUUAUACUUAUAUUUUUGAAACUAUGGUAUGGCGUUUCUUUGUAAAUUCAAAAUUACCUAAUUUGUUUGGGGGAUGAGCCAUUGGUAAAGUAGUAAAUUAUUAAUCAUUAUGUUCAUUUUUAACAUAGCACUACCAAUUAUGACAAUCAAUAAUAAAUGGAACUAUGUAUCUCCAUAUGGCCGAGAUCUAAAAAUGUCGUGGAUCUAAAUGACUCGGGACCAUAUUGUUUCGAGAUCAGAAUAUCUCUGACCUGGUGUAAAUUCUUAUCAGAUUAUUUACCGGGUAUCAAUGACGCUCGAUCUAUUUGUAACCAAAUUCUUCCAUACCAGAAAUUGCCAACUUCUAUUCCAUCCUAGGUUGCUGACACAAUGUCGUCUAUUGCAGUGGUGCAGCCAGGAUUUAAGAAUUAGGAGGGCCAAUAAAAAAUAAAUAAUAUUAAAAUAUAAAUCUAAAAAUAUACUGAAAUAAAUACAAUUUUUAAUAAGUGGGUCAUGGUAUGAACUUAUCCAUAAUUACAAUUUAUGUAUUCAUCAAAAAUGAGGCCCCAUUUUACCUGAUUUUCUUUGGGUCGACCUACUCUUACUCUUAGUCUAUCUAUUGUUUCCUACACGGGCCACUAUAUUAUUUCCUGCUGGUAGAUGUUCGGCUAGUUUCACCCACUUCCUGGUGUUCUUGUCUAGAGAAAGUUUUCAUCUGUCGAUCCUUUCUCGAUCUUGGGUUUUUUCCAAUAUUUGUGUGCAUUUUAAGAAGCUCUUCCUUGAAUUCAGGCGUAUAAUAGGUGGAUUCCAAACAUUGGAUGUAGCUUGUCGUUUUUUUGUUACAUUUUUUCCCAGUCAGCCUUAACUUCCUGGCGUAUAUCAAGGGAGCCAAUGACUGCUAGAGCCUAGAGAAAAGAUCUUUCCGAGUGGUAUAUUCUUUAAGCAACCUAUUAUGAGGCUACAUGUCUCGUUUAAUGUGUAUUGUCCUAUAAUUUUUUCUGUCUGUAAUCAACUUUUAAAAAAAAGUCUUACUCCGAUGUAUAGAGUGUAGUAUCUUUUCUGAAAUUUUCUCUAGUUGGUGCGUUAAAAAAAUAAUUUUUGAUUUUUCUAGAGGUUUUUGAAAUAAUUAGGAAAAACCCGAAAGAAAAUUAUAGGUAAAAUAUCAAAUACUUAGGGCGUGACGUGCUGUGGCGUUACUGUUUUUAUUGUUUUUAACUUUUGUUAACUAUUAAUAUUAUUACUAUUUUUUUUAUUAAAAUAAUGCCUGAUAUCGCAAUGUCCUACCUUGAUUUCAUUUAGGUAAUGAAAUAAUUAUUAUGUGAAUUGAAUUAAUUAUUUUUUAAUUUAAUACGUACAUACUAAGAGUUUUCCCCUUUUGUAAUUUAUGUUUUCAUUUUUGUUGUUAGUUUGUUACAUUAUUAUUUCAAGUUGAGCUUUUGUAUUAUAUUACUGAAUUGUAUUCAAAUGAAAAAUAUAAGUAGGUAGGUACUUUGGUUUAUUAUAAAUUCGUAUAUAUUAUUAGUAAUAUUUUAUAUUGUAUUUAUGUAAAACUGUAACAAUAAUAAUAUUUUGCAUAUAUAUUAAAAGUAGGUACCUUGACACGUGUAGCAAUAUCAAUCUAUGUAUUUUAUUUAUUUAAAUUCUAAAAGAGUAAUAAAUACAAUAUUAUUAUGCACGAGGAAAUCAACCAAAUUUUCUUUGAUUUCUGAUUUUGAAACAAUGCAGCAGUGUACCUACUUACCAUUUCACGAGUUUAUUAUUUUUAUAAUAUAUUUCAAAAAUCGGUAUACCUAUAUGUUUAUAGGUAUCUCAUCGUUACCUUACUUAGUAAAUAUGUGCUGCAUAUUUGAAGUAUGAAUAGAUUUAUUUUUCAAUACUAUAAUGUAAAUAGGUAUCGACAUGAAACAAAAUUUCUCACGAAACACAAUCACAACUACUGUUGUGUUGAAUUGAAUGAAGAAUUAUUUUUCCUAGGUUUAUUUCUUUAGAUGCUUGUUAAAUUAAAUAUAUCUAUAGUACUUACAGUGUCGUACGUAUUAUUUUUCAAUAGGAGGAGGCUUUAAAAUAUAUAAUUAUUCAGUUGUCACAAAUUGGGUUUGAAAAAUAAACUAGGUGCUUUUUAAAUUCUUACUGAUAUUAGGUAAACAUAAAAUAUAGGUAGGUACACAAAAAUAUAAAAAUAAAAAAAAAUAACCUAAUCAGAAAAAUAAUGGACAAUACAAUUUUACUUUUAUUUUUCUAUUUUGACAAUAACAGACGUUUAGAUGAGAUGUUUUAAAACAUUUUAAACUAGGUACUUCAAUCUGUAUUAUUUAUGUAAGCUGUAACUAAUUCGUUAAGAGUUUAAGAUGGUCUUCCACCAUGGUUGAUCUUAAGUAUGAUUUCAAACAUUGAAAAUGUUCUCUCUGAUGUAGCUGAAGUAAUUGGGAAGGUCGAAUGUGGCAAACAGUCUUAAAAGUAUCUGAAUAUUUGUACAAUUUGUACAAUGAUGUAGUAUAUUGAUGGUUGAUUGUUGUAGGUAUCUAGUUUAUAAUCCUUGAAAUUCCACUGUCAUUCUUACAUAUUGAAGUUAAUUUUGAUGAAAUGAUAAUAUGGAAAUUGAGGGAGGCUUCAGUCCGUUAGCUUCUCCACGUCCUGUGUGUACCAAUGAGUGCUUAUACCUCUUAUUAACUACCUAUAUUAAAUAUACCUACCUAUUAUACCCAAUAUUAUUAUGAUACUUUAUAAUGAUCCAAUUAUUAUAAAAAGUGAUGGGAAAAUCAAAAUUUAACUUACUUAUUCAGCAACUAGAUUCACAAUGCAACAAAAAAGUUCUUUAGGUAUUUUUUGAUAGUAAUUAUGGUGUUAAGUAGUUCAAAGUGGCAAGGUUUAGUGGAUGAAACAUUUACCCUACUGGUUUAUUGUGUGUCAUAUUAUUAACAUAUUUAUGUAUUUUUCAUUUAUACUAUGUUCCAUUAUUCAGUAAUAUUUAAAUAGGUAGGUAUAUAGGUAGGUACCUACCUAUACUUCUAAUACUACCAUAUUACUACUUAGUGAUCAAACUAAGACAGUGGUAACCCAUUAAUGAAUGUUCAAUUUAUUCUACUAUGGUAGGUACCUACUUUUAUCAUUGAAUACAAAUACUAGUACCUACCUAUAUAGUAUGUAUACUUACAUUGAUGUUUAUAUGUAUUUUAUAAAGUAGGUAAAUUAUUUACUUUUGUAAGUGUGGUAGUUUGCAGUAUUUAUAGUAAAAACCUGUCUUAUAGGUACCCUUCAGUGCCUGAGUUUGAUACAAAGCAAUAUGUUCUUAUUGAUUUACAAUUUAAUUCACCCAGUAUGUUAAAAUAAGAAUAUGUACCUAGUAUGUAAAGUAUAUUAAAAAGAUGUUUGGAAUAGAUAUUAUUAUCAUAAUACUGUUUCAGUAAGUUUUAUAUAACAUAGUCCCCUUGUCUAUUGAAAGCUUAAGUUAUAUUUUAUAAUGCAAUGGCCUAGUAAUGCCAGUAGUAAUUCUCAUUUUAAUAAGUGGUUUAUAAUGAUUUCCCAACGGUAAUUCUUAUUAUUACAGACAUGCAACAAAAUUAUUGACAAAAAUGGGGAUGGUUAAUUUAUUACUAUUAUUAAAAAUAGGUAUGUAGUUAUAAAAGUAGUUAGGUAUGUUAAGUAAUCUGUCUACAGUAGAGUGAAAACUUCCUAACACAAAACUCUAUGUAACCAAGGAAUAUUUCUGUUCAUCAUCUUUUCGUUUUAUAGUAGUUUUAUACGUGUAAAAUUAAAUUUUGGGACAGUUUAAAUUACCAUUUAAUAUAAAGUACAUAAGUUUAUAUGUAGAAUGGUUUUUAAAAUUUUUAAUGUAAUUAGUCAUUAUUUUUAAACAGCAAUUUUUAUUUCCCGAUGCAGGUAAUAUAGCUAGGUACCUAGCCUAACCUACUCACUUAAGAUUUAUACAUUUAUCAUUUAAAUUACAAAUUAUCUAUCUUAUGCAUCUUAUAUAGAUAAUUAUUUUGACCUAAAUUACAUAAUUGUUUAAUGUUUAGUUACUCUUUUUUCAUUUUGUGCUUAAAUAUUUUAAACUAGAUAUUAUAAUAUUAAAAUGACAACUCUUAAGAUAUUAAAUAAUCAGUGUUAAAAAUGUGAAACAAUGUUUAUGUACUGUUUAAACAUAUUAUUACAAUUAUAGGUUCACACUUGGAAAACAAUAUUCCUAUAUUUAAAAGGUCAUUCUUAUUUGAUGGUUUUAAAUAAAUAUGUUUGAUUGUGACAAGUGAGUAGUUUAUAAUAAUGUUGAUAGUAAAAUGUAAUGUUUGAUAUUAAUUUUUAACAAACAAUAAUUUUAUUGAUAAUUAGAUUAUGAUGACUUUAUAAAACAUAAUUCAUAAUUAAUCACUUAUGUAACAGAUGAUAGUUACCUAAAAUUAAAAAGAAAUUAUAUUUUACUAUUUUACAGGUUUUACAAUUUGUGGAAAUUUUUAAAACCUAAAGCCUAAAAAUUAUCAAUUGAUCUGAAAUUAUUUCCUCAAUUCUAGGUUUAAUAGAAUUUAUUAAACUAAUUCUCAUACCUAGUUGUUGAAAUUUCCAGUCGGUUUUUAGUUUUAUUUUUUUAUUGUAGUCAUUAUGGAAUAUCCAUUUUCACACAAAUAUGUAGUUGAAAAUGGAAUGAGUAUUCUCAAUGAUUAUUUGGCCAAACUAGGAUUUUAAACCUUUAUUCAAAAUUGACCUAAAUUUUUGUUACUUAUAAAAGUUAGAAUUUUAAGGCAAAAACAUUUUUUUUUUAAUAAUAAUAAUAGAAAAAUAAUUUAUAUACAAAAAUAGGUUUCAUUUAAUAUCGAAAAUGAUGGAUGUAUUAGAUUCGGAUUGUAGUGAGGGAUAUAUUGGUUUUACUGUGAUGUGUGUUAUUGUUUAUUUUUGUUUUCAAAACAACUUUUUUACCAGAAAACUUGCUCCGAACUAUAGACUGUAGUACCUCUUCUGAAAAAUAAUUUUUCUCAGUGGUAUAUUGAAGAGUCAUUUUUCGACUUUCCGAGGGGUUUUUGAAGAAAAUUGGGAAAAACCGCGGCAUUACCAUUUUCAUUGUUUUUAUGUUAACAUGGUAUUUUCUACUAAAAAUAUUGCUCCAAUCCAAAAAUAACAAGAGGUCAAUUUUGUUCCUUAUUAUAUUUCACCUCUGACAAGCUAAGUGGUUUUUGAUAUCUAAAGUAUUUUUCAUAAUAAUUGGAAAAAACCAAAAAGACGAAAUAUAUACGAUUUUGUUCAAUUUACGGCACGAUUUCAUUAUUUUAAACUAUAUGGCUUAUGUUUUUUUUAUCAUAAAUAUUGCUCCAAUAGAUAAAUAACAAGAGCCCUUUUUUGUUGCAAUUUUAAUCUGGUUUAUUCGUUUUUCGAAAUUGUAUUAUUUUUUUAAUUUUUAUUUCUCUAUAGUUUUAUUAAUAAUUAGGAAAGAAACCGGAAAAAACAUGAAAUUAAAAUUGAUAAAUUUACGGCUUUACGAUUUCAUUAUUUUACAUUCUUAUGAAUUAUGUUUUCUACCAUAUAUAUUGCUCCAAUAAAAAAUCAUCAAAAGAUCUUCUUUCUUGAAUUUGUAAUUUAAUUUAUGAAUAAGAAAAUUAUUUUUUGAUUUUCUUUGCACUUUUAUUAAUAAUUGAGCAAAACUGAUAAAAUACGGGAAAAUGUAUGUAAAAAUUCUUUUAUUAUUUUAAUUUUGUUUUUUUUUUUAUGUAAUUUAGUAUAUUUAUAAAAACUUGAAAUUUUGACAGACGUGUUAAAAUGUUGAAAAUAUUUUAUCCAUUUUUGAGUUAAUUAUAGACAUUUUAAUUUUGCAAGUUUUGUGCAUAAUUUUUAUUCGAUAGGUAAUAAAAUUUUUAGAUGUAACAGAAAUGCUUAAGAAUUUAACAGGAGGUUCCAUACAUAUUAUACUUUGUAGACAAAAAAAAUUUGAGCUUUAUGUAGUAUUUUUUUUUUUAAUAUAAAUUUUAAUAUCUUCCUUUCUAAACAUGUAUAACCGAAAUUUGCUCCGAAUCGUUUUUCGUUUUGAUUUAUAGUUGGUUACAAGUAUAAAUUAAAUAACUUUAUGUAACUCACCUUACCCAAUACCCACUUACAACAGUGGCUGCACCUAUUACCAGUAUCAACUAUUUUUUUCUUUUUUUGUAUUUUUUACUUAUAAAUUUCAUUUUGAUGGAUAUGGCUAUGACGAUUUAAUAAGUAGUAAUAUUAAAUACGCCCUAAUAACUUCAAUGGAUGUAAACCGAUCAUUUUCUAUGUAUGUACCUACAUAAAUAUUUUGAGACUAACCGUCAACGUUUUAAUGAAGACAAUUUAUUUAAGUACAUGGUAGUGAAUUUGUUUUCUAUACAAACCAGGUAAAUCAACUGAAAUCUAUGUAAUUUUUUAGUAAUUUUUUAACAAUUGCUUUUUAUAAAAAUUAAAUGUUUUGUUUUUUUUUUGUCUUUUUACACAUUUUAAAUGCUUUUUUUAUUGGUCAUAUUGCCUUUGAAUUUGAACCAUACUAAUAAGUAACAAGUAAUAACCAAAAUAAUAUUCCAUUAUAUUACAUAGACAUAAUAUAUAACAUAUAUUUUGCCCCUCCUGCUAGCAAGGUCUGCGCACGCCUAUGGGUGCGCAGACCUAAGUGACAUUUUGUAUUUGUAUUUAAUUAAAUUAUUAUAAGUAGCAUAUUAACAUCACUGUUCUUAUAUUCGAAUGAUAAAAAAUAUUUAGCCACUUGGCAGUAAAGAGAAAUAAGUGUACUAACUUCUAAUCUGUUAUAACAUUUUUGAACAUGAAGAAUAAUCUUUUACUUCUUUACCACAAAAUAAACUGAAAUAUUUUUAGUUCAGCUCUUAACUCAGAUUUUUUAAAAAUUUCACUUAUACCUCUUGUGUCCUAGGUACCUCACAUAGUAUAUAUACAGAGUGAUUUUUUUUUAUCAUAAACCACCAAUUAUAUCAGAGUAUUUUAAGUGAAUUUGAUUCUUGGUUUUUUCAAUCAUUAUGGAAUAGUUUAAGCUUUAUUUUAAGACUAUUUUUAAUUUUUACCCCUACCUACUCAUCCAUAUACCUUAAAUAAGUGCUUAAUUUUGAUUUUAAAAUAGGAACCCCUCCCCCUUUGAACACAGAUUUGAAUAGAGAAUAUUUAUUUAGAAAUUUUGAUAUGCAUAAUACUAAUAUCAGAUUUACCAUUUAUGCGUUAUAACAGUUUAAAGUUUAGACUGGAGGAGUAGGGAAGGAUUAUAAAAAUACUCUGAAGUAAUUGCUGGUUCAUGAUAAAAAAAAUCACUCCGUAUACCUAUAAAUAAUAAUAAUAAAUAAGGUAUAGUUUGGAAAAUAGUAAAUUUUCCUUUUUCAACCAGUAGAGACGUAGAGUAUUAGGUAAAAGGUUUACAUAUUUGGUUUAUUUCAUGAUAUUAUAAGUUUGCCUAAAAAUAUAAUAGGUAUUUAAUUUUGACUUUAUAUUUAUUUUAAACCGUAUUGUGUUUAUAGAAAAACCGUUUGUGGCAAUUGAUUCAAAUGAGACGAAUACACGGAAGUAAAGUUAGUGGCACAGCUAGAGUAUUAUCGUCAAGUGAAAAACUUAGUCUUACGCCACUAAUUUUUUGUCAGAGUUCUACAGUCGACGGAGAUGUAUGUUUGUUAACAGAUAGUCCUUAUAGAAUUUUAAGGGUAAGUAAUACCUAUUAUAUUCAUAAUAAUUACAAAAAAAUGUAUAGCAUUAGACAUGUAAAUAUAGCAUAUAAAUAUACUAGCUGAAUUACCUGUCGUUGCCGGGCUUAAGUAUACAAAUGUAUGUAAUCUGGUAAGAUUAAAUAUUGUUUAUUCUAUUUAAAUAAAAUUUAAUUAAGAUUGUUUAAAUAGUAUUUUAUACAUAUUAAUUAGUUAUUAAGACAAUUGUAUUACCAUUUUAUUACAAUUUUAUUUCAUAACCUAUUCUAUUAGUUAUGGCUUUUCGUUCGUAGCUUCAUUUGUGAUAAGUUUUAGCAGUGAAGGUUUAAAAUAAAUGUUUUACUAAUAGUUAUUUAAAAUAUUAUCUACAAAACCUCUUUGUAGACAAUUUCCCCUUAUAUCCUUUAGAGAUCUAUUUAUAAAGGCUCAACACCACCCUUAUGUGCCAUUGUAAUUUCGUCCCACACUAUUACUUUUGAAUAUUUUAAUACUUCUGCAAAAUUACUUUGUUUUAAUAUAUUAUAAACGGGAGUAUCCGAAGUUGUUAGAUUGAGUGGUAAUUUGAAGGUAGUAUGAGCAGAUCGACCACUUUCGAACAGUGUAGCUACGAUUCCAAAAGAAGCUACAGCUAAGGCAAUGUCACGAGUACUUCUAACUUUCGUUAAAAGCAAAUUGAUUAGGAAAGUUUUGCUGGUUCCACCUAGAGCAUCUAAAAAGAAUAUUUGAUCUUCAUAUUAUUAAAAUUUGUAAUAAUUUGAUUGUUAACUAAUUUUUGUUAGGUUAACGAACAUAAUCCAGACAACAACGUAUACAUAUAUAUUUUCAAAAUUAAAAUCGGAAUUCAGGAAAUAUCCAUAAUUUACUUACCCUUUUAGUAGUUUUAAACAUACUUUCUUAGUGGAUGUCUACGCCAUGAAACAAAAUUACUGACCAAAUAUCAUAAUCAUAACUUUAGCGGUUUCGGCUAAUCGAUGUUUCCCAUAUUUACACUUUUUAAGAUUUUUAAUCCUCUUAGGGGUUAAAUUUCACAAAAUAAAGUUUAUAGACAAUGUGUAUUUGUGUUACAGAGUAUGUAUGAUUAAUUUCAAAAAAAUCGAAACAAAAAACCGUUUUAAAUUUUUACCUCUUUUACCCUUUUUAACCCCCUUAGGGGUUUAGUUUUCAAAAAUCUUUUCUUAGCGAAUGCCUACGUCAUAAUAGCUAUUUGUAUGCCAAAUUCCAGUCCGAUCUGUCCAAUGGUUUGAGUUGUGCGUUGAUAGAUCAGUCAAUUGGCUUAUUAUUUUAUAUAUACUGAUUAUGAUAAAAAUAAACCGAUCAGUAUAGAAAGAGAUAUUAGCUAUUAAGUAAAUACCUAUUACAUACUAUUUUAUUAUAUCAUAAUAUGAAUUUUACAAUAAAUACAAUGGAUUUACUUAAACAUUAUACGAACGUUAUACAUUAAACUCAAAUAUUGUUUUUUUUUAAUAAAAUUUAGAUAACUACCAACUAAUAAUAAAACGUAAAAACAUAAUAUAAAAUUGAGGAAAAGAUUUAGAACCAGAUUGUUUUAGUGUAGCAAGUGGAAAUCUAAAAAGAGUUGUUCUCUUUAAAUUGAUAUGGCUGUAGGCAUGGCUGCUGAUAUGGCAAUUUUUAAAAACAUAAUUUUUAAAUUAAAAUGAGUAAAUCGUAAAACGUGCGUUUCUACUGAAAAUCGCAUUAAAUUAGGUAUUUAUUUUAUUUUUACAGUUAUAUAUAAUCCAUUCACUACAAGUACUCAAGUACCUAUCUAUAUAUACCUACCUAGUACCCACCUAUAUUAUAUAAUUUAUUAUAAUAAUAGUAACUGUAAAUAAUAGGUAGCUUUUUUCUCCAGUUUAAUGUUUUAAAUAUGCAAAUAUACAAUGAUUGUAGAAAGAAAAUAGUGUUACCUACCUUUUUAUUUCUAAUAAUUUCAAAAACCGCAAUAUUAUGCCACGUUUAUUUUCGCGUGAAUCUUACCGUUUAAUAAUGGUUACAUAACUAAAUUAUAUUGAUAUUCAUUAAUAUUUUUCAUUAUUUUGCUUUAAAAUAAUAAACUAAAUAUUGUAUGGUUGCUUUUAAUAAUAAUAAUAAUAAUAUUUAUUAAAUAUUUAAUGAAUCUUACAAGUGUUAAAAUAUACAGUAGUGUAUAAAGUUAUAUUUAAUAAUGUUUAACAUAAAAACUGUUUAGUUUUACCUUUUAGUUAAUAAGGUAGUUAUAAUUACUUUAAUUAUAAUAUUUUACUACUAGGAACUUAAAUCAAAAAACUAAUAACUUAUAAGGUAGUUCUGCCUACUAAUGUACUCUAUCCAGAGUGUUUUUGAUUAUAUUUCUUGAACUGUAAACAAUUAAAUAUCUAAUAGAUGAUAAUAUUGAGCCUAAAUAUAAUUUACAAACUAGUUAUAGUUUUGUCUAUGUCAUUUUUUAUUAUUAAUAUUAAUCGAUAGUUAUUGAAUUAAUGUUUUUUUACUCAUUUUUAUAUUAUUUUAAUUAAAUUGUUAUUUGAAUGAUUUUUAAAUAAACUUAUAUUGAAGAAGGGAAGUAGUAAGUAGCAGUAACCAUUGUAUCUGAUCAUUUAAGUUAAACUAAUCAAUAUUUUUCACAUAUAAUGCCAUGAUGACUUUGACACUUAAGCUUAUUAAUUUUUUUUUUCUGUUAGUUUCAAUUAUUAAAAUAAAUAAAAACAUAUUUAAAAACAAAAUAUUAUGAUAAUUAUUCUAAAUAAAGUUAUUUUUGAUUUGUACUUGUAUAUUAGACAAAAUGAAAAAUGUACAAAUUCAUUUUUGUAUGUAAAUUAUAUUCUAAACACAGGAGAAAGAAAAAUAACAUAAACGUCAUUGUUCUUAGGUCACGUAUAAUUUGUACCUAAUGUAUUUUAGAGUAAUUAUUGUGAUGGUUCUCCAGACUCCAUGGCAUUUUUAAAAUGGUAUGAAAUUGAGAAGUAAUACCUCGACUAAUACCUAUGCAAUAAAUCUUGUUUUAUUUACUAAAAUAAAAUGUAGAUUGUAAAUAGAUAUUUAUCUAUUCACAUUAAAAUAUAAUGUUGACUAAGGUUUAGUGAUUUAACAUACCUAGUUUAAAUGUGUGAUUUAGAUGUAUUUGUUUAAUAUUUGAUAAUAUAUAGGUAUAGAUAGGUUUCAAGUAAUGAGUAAAAUCAAUUUUAAAAAUAUAUUAUAAUCUUUUAUAUUUUUAUGUUAAGUAUAUUAAAUGUAAAAAUAGUUUUAUAGUUUUAAUUAUUGAAUAGUAAAACUGAAAUAUAUAUUUGGUAUUCUGCUAUUUCAUAAUUGAUUUAAUAUUACACAUUUAAUUAAAUUUUAUAUUAUAAUAUAUUUGGAAACUUGAAAAUGGGCAUCUUAUCUUAAUCAAUCAAUGAACUAUUGGGUUUACUGAGUUUAAGAAUAAGAACUGCUAGACUAGGUUCAAUGUAAGUUUUAUUAAGUUUUUUUUUGCAUUAGUUAUUAUUUAAUAAUGAAAACAAUAGAUUAUGUUUGGUUGUCAUAGUUUGAAAAAAUAACUAGGUAUAUAUUAUAUUUAUUUACACUGUAUUUUUUGUAUUUUGCUUGAUUACAUCUGUGUUUAGUGUUUGUAUGACGUACAAAUAAUUGGUAUUAUUUGUUCAGUAUAAAUAAUUCAAUUUUUCUUCGCAUUUCUUAUUAUUAAAACGCAUUAUCUUUCAUGGGGUUAAUUAUUAGUUGAAGCCCUUUAAGUUUAUACAAACAUUCUUAAUUUAUUGUAUUCCAGAUCCACUAUUGAGUUGUUUUUUUUAUUAGAAGAAUCAUUUUAACCCGUGUGUUGUGAACAAAAGAUUAUUUUAAAGACAUGUAAAAAUAUCGUGAAAAAUAAGGGUUGGAAGGGCAUUUAGAAGUGCUAUCAGAUAAAAGAUAAAAAUAAACAAAUAAAUCGAAAAUAUAAUUUACUAAUUUUUACAUAACUGUAUUUUUAUGGAAAAAACAAUUACUUAUCAAUUUGAUUGUUAUUUUAUUACAAUGUGUACCUUUAAUAGGACAUGGGUAGAUGGGUAUUUACUUAAGAAAAUGUACAUAAUUCUACAGAUCUUGUUCAAAUUAUCAACUUUAAGAGUGGUUUCUAGCAGACAAUUUUGUAAUAACAUAAACAAAUGAAAAAUAAAUAAUGUAAGGGUGUAAUGUAUGUAGGUUUCCCCUUUAUUGAUAAUACAAAGAAUAUAAAGGUUUUAGGUACAGGAUUUACGACAGGGUGAUUAUCAAAAGGAUUUUUCGAGUUGUUGAGACGCAUGAGGCAAUAAGAAAAACCCGUUAUUUUUUAUAAUCUGUGACGAUUUCGUGUUUUAGCUGAUGAAAUAUAAUCUGCUGUUAAUUAAUCUCUAAAGAUACAAAUUCUGUUAAGUAAUGAAUUUGCAUGGUCUGCAACCACGUCGGCGCGAGAGUGAUGUCGCCAAACGCGUCAACUGUUGUGUGAAUCUUUAUAUUCUCACCCGUGUCAUUAUGUUUCAACUAUUAAGAGAUAUAAUAUGGAUCUCUCUCAAAUAACAAAUGCCCCCGUUGUGUUUAUUAAAAUGGGCAUUAACUUGUUUGAAUAGAGAGUACCAAAUACUGGACCGCAUUUGAAUCAUUUAGUCACACUGUUAUAAUAAUAUAAAUAGUUCUACAUAGGUAUGUUAGGUAAGAGAGCAUAACAUUCCAAUUUUGUCUAGUAGGACAUUAGAGGGGGACUAUUUUUAUUUAUCUUGUGGUUUUCUUAGUAGAUAAUUAAAAUUCACUUUCUAGAUGUGAUUUUAAUUUUGUGAGUUUUGUAAGUAAUUUUUAUUCGGGAGGUACUUCGUAGUAAAAUUUUUAGACUUAAUAGAAAUGCUUGACAAUUUAACAGGAGGUUCGGUAAAAGUCGUACUUUAUGGCCAAGAAAAACAAAUUUGAGCUUAAUGUAGUAUUCUUUUUUAAAGGAAUUUUAAUAUAACAUUUUGACGAAAAUCUUUUUGAGUAAAAAAAUAUAUUGAAGAAAUCUAAUUUUUUAAUUUUUUGUUUUGAACAUCAUUUUAUUGUCGAUUUAAGAACGAUGGUGAAGUCAGAAUUGAGCGGACUGACUUAAAUUCGAAAUUUUUGCUUUUUGAAAUUCUGAUAUUAUGUGUUAUGUUAAAUAACUAUAUUUUCAAUUUUAUAGUAUGUCUAUUGUAGUCUAGUGGUGGUACGUACCUGUUAUCAUCUCAGAAAUUACGAGUUCAAACCCGUGUUCCGUAAAAAUUGUUGUCCCUAUUUAGGUAAAAUAGAAAAACUAAAUGCAUUUUGGGUGUGUCUAUAGAGAGAGACCCAAGCCAUCGCUCGCUCGAACUAUUUUAAUCGUAAAAUAUUCCUCGAUAUUUAAUUUAUUUUGGGCAGUGGGCCUUCAUCAUCUUUGAAAAAAUAUGUGACAACUGUCAAUGUUUUACGAGUCAACUUGUUGUAAUUUAAAGUUUUCAUAGAGAACACUUUAGAAUUUUUUUUCUCCAAUAAUAAUUAUUAAGUGUAAAAAAAAAAAAAAAAUUAAAAACGAAUACAAACAUAUAAAUAUCAUAAUGCAGCCACUUUUAAUUUAUAUUACCUACAUAAAAUGUGUCGUACUACUAUGGCUUGUAAUCUAGACGGAACAUUGAGUAUGUAAAAACGUUCUGGUGGGUGGAGUUUAAUUUCGAGAACAGGAACACUCGAAAUAAACGGAGGGUUUCAAUAAAAUUGGCUGUCCUUGAGUGCAAAUUUGCUGUUUCGCAUACUAGGCUGUUUGAUUCUAUCUCUCUUGAUUCGUUUGGAUCGACCACGCCUCCCAGUUCUCGGGGUGAAUGUUCCGUCUAGAUGUAUAAGUCUGCGUGCAUUGCGCUACUACUGACAAUUUUAGUCCCUGGUCAAUACUUGUGACCUACGUAAUGAAUAUUGACGAUCUAUAUCACACCUACAUACGGCCUUUAUAAUUUUUGUUUAUUAAAGUUUAUCAUGACGAUUGGUUAUAAUAAUUUUAAAUGGUCUCUUGAGGGUCGUUAUAGUUCAUACUAUGAAAAUUACAGUAUAUCACUAUACUUUAUAUAAUAAUGAUGAUAAAAGAUUAGAAGUUAGAAAAAGUAGAUACGAUUUGGAAUAGGUGCGUGGCGAUCCACCUACCGUCCUCCGGAUGUGUUAUCGUUAAUAAACAUGCAUUGGUAUUAGGGUUAGACGAAACUUUCGUUUAGUUACGUACUGUAAAUAAUUGAAAGUUUUUAAAUACAAAAUGUAUAUUAAACGGAAAUAAAUAAUUUGAAUUUUAUUAUAGACAUUAGAAAAAUAGGUUCUUGAACGAACAUACUUUGAGUUAUUAAUUUUUAACGAUUCCAAUACUACUUUUAAUAUAAAAAGCUGUAAUAUAAUCGAUUGAUAUAAGUAUAACCAGUGGCACCUAAACUAUAAUUCGAGUAUAACAGUAUAACACACCAUAUUUUGGGUGGUUGUGUAUUCCCGAUAGUUGGGAUUGGGGAUAGUUGGGUAGAAUGGGUAUAAACAUUCAAAAAUUACACUUUUUAGUUUUUAGGUAGUAAAAUUUAGAUACAAACGUUUUUGAGGUGGGUGGUGGUUUUGAAUUUCAAAUUUUGAUACACUAUAAAAAUAUAUUUUGGGUGCUACUGAGUAUAACUUUUUAAUAAGUAUAGAUAGAUAUCAAUCUAUAUUUUUCAUUGAUACAAAAAAUAAUAUUUUAGAUUCUAAACAGAGAAAUAGAGCUAUCUUUUUGUUUUACAAUAUAAUGGGUAUUUUCUUUCGAAUACAAUUUUAGGAAUAAUACUAGUGAUUCAAAAGUUUCAUGUACCUAUUUCUAUAAAUCGAUAAGUAAUAAGAAAUGUGUGAUGAUUUAAAGUGGUAGUUUUCGAGUUUUCCAGUAGUUUAAAAAAUACUCUCAAAAAACUAUAAAAAUAAAAUCGUAUCUAAUCAAGUUUUAAACUGACGACAAAAAUAUUGAUUGUUUUUGCAAAAAUCGUUUUUGAAAUCAAAAACUUCAGUUUUAUUUUCGAAUGUAUUGGAUUUCGUAUCAAUGUUGUAUCAUUAUUUUACAACGUUCAACCUUUGUGUUAAAUGUUAAAUCGAUUAAAUAAGGACUUGUGCUGAGAUGUAUGUAGAAACAAUAUUACAUUUAGUGAGUAUAGUAAGCAGCGGUGGAUUCUGAAUUUUAACUGGUCUGGGAGAAUUUAGUUUCAUCGGCAUUUCAUCAUAUUUAACCACUUUAUCAUUGUUCGUCUGGCAAUCAUAUUACCUUAAACCCUGAUCAAUUUUCUCCUUAUUGUCACAGACGUAUGCACAAUACGUCAUAGCUAAUUUAAAAUAUUUGUAUUGAAAAAUAUUUUUAAAAAUAAAAAAAAGAACAAUUUUAAGUAUAAAAUCAGUUUUAUGAUGAUAGGUCCGUUUAGAUUCAUGACUGGGCUCCCAGCCGGACUUCCCGGCCUCCCGGUUGCCCAAUUCGCUACUGAUAGUGAGUAGACACAUAAAGGUACUCAUCUUUUUAGACUUACAAGGUUUUAGUACUAACUACUGGCAGUGUACAAAAUUGAAACACUGGUUUUCAUUAUACUUUAAAUACGAGUUUUGAAUAUUUAGAAUUCGGAUAUACUAAUCAUAGGGUUAUAAAAGUUAUGUAACUACUAUAGCAUGGUAGAACAUGUUUCAGUUAUAAAUAUAUUUUUCCCUUGUCAAUGAAUUUAGGUAUCACUUAAUAAUAGUAGCUGGUGAGCAGAAAAUAAAAAUGUUUAGUAAAUGCUAAUAAUAUUUUGUGCAAAUUAUACGUCUUUGGUCCCUAACGAUAACUCGCGGCUUCUCAUUGAAUAACAAAAAAAAAAAAAAAAAAAAAAAAAACAGCAGAUACUGUGGAACUCGGGAAAUUCUUUAAAACAAAUUAGUAGUUACAUAACAUUUAUAUUUAUUUAUUAUGUAGUAAUACAACAGUGCCGUCCGAACUACCCCCUUUAUACUGCCAACACCGCCCGUAUUCUACACGGCCGCCAAAAUUACCCUCUUUACACCGUUCUUGAAUCAACCAUUACAAAUGUAUUGCGCCGUAUCGCUUUAUGCGAAAUGCAGUGAUUCAAUAAUUUAAUAUGUCUAUAAAUACCUAGCUCAAGAGUUGCGAGAACGCAAAAAAAAUGUACUAACUUGAUCAGAAUGCAAUGAAAAAGGCUUCUUGUUAUUAUUUGAUUGAAGCAAGAAUUUUGGUAGGAAACUUGUUGACAGAUAGAAAAAAAAAGCUGACACUGCUGAUGGGUCAAUGGGAGUGUCACUGUUGCCAGUUUUUUCCAUUCGUUUUUUUCGGUUUUUCUAAAUUAUUUUGAAAAUCCUUUGGAAACUAAAAAAAUGUACCUCAAGCACCAACAAGAUUCAAAAUUCAACCAAAAUGUAUCUGGUAAUUUUUUUUUUUUGAAGAAAUUUUUUCUUUCAAAAAAUUGUUUACAUAGGUACAGAAAAGAAAAAAAAGCUGAUUCUUUGGAUGGAUGUGCUACUGUUGUAGGUGCGAAGUUGAAAAGGUAGGAUAGAUAAGGUUAUUUAAUUUAUAUCUGUAAGCAACGAUAAAUCAUUAUAGUAUUUUAGUACGAUUCUCAGUAAAAUUCAAUUAAACGUGUUUUGAAAUGCUAUAAUUUUUACGAUUUUACUCAAAAUUUGAAAUUAAAACGCUUAUAAAAAAACGACUAUAUGUUCAACAUUUUUUUACCAUUAAUUUAAACUUAAAAUAAAUCGUUGUUUUAAAUUUUCAAGCGUUAUGCUGUAUUUGGCAAUAUAAUUUUAUCCACAUAAAAUUAAAUAAAAAUAAAAAAAAAAAAACUAGAAUAUAUCCAAUGUCUAUAAAUAUAUCAGAUAUUACUAGAAUGUUUUAAUAAUUUUACCACGUCUGCAAAAGUCUGACAAGUAUUCCCCUUCAAGUCUCUAUGAUUUGUUUAGCGAAUUAUAACAAAAAACAAAAUCGAAAAUAAUGAAACCGUUAAUUACGUGAACUAAACCCUUUUUUUCUAGGUUUAUCCAAAUUAUUAAGAAGACAAUAUAUCUAAAAAUCUACAAUACACCAACUAGAAUAAAAAUGUAAAAAAAAAUGACUCGUCAGUUUUCAUUGGAGCUAGAUUUCUGAUAGUAAAGUUACUAUUACCCUACUAAAUCAUUACACUCCUCGCCACGCUCAGAAUUUAAAAUAGCUUAUGAUACAUAAAAUGUAUACACAUAACUUUUUUAUUUAAAUUGAUUUUUAGUUUCUUAAUGAGUUGUUCUUUCAUUAUUUAACAGUUCCUUCUGCCUUUCCACAUUUUCAUUUUGCUGAAAACAUACUCGGUAAUUGUUAUUGUUCAUAUAAAUGUAAAACAAGUAUUCACCUAUACCUUUUAUGAUGUCUUUCAUUACUGUUUAGACAGUUUCUCACUUUCUGAAGUUGGAUUUCCUUUGUAUGAAUGGAUUUGUCAUCUUGUCUAUCAAUGAAGUUUGUCGCUUUUAUUUCCGUGCUUGUAGAAAGUCCAUUAAAUUUAAGUUUAGACAAAACUAAAUUAACUAAUUUAUUUAACUAAAUUUAGAAUAAUCAUUUUUUUUGGUUGAAUUAAGUCAUUCAUCAAUAUUAUAUUGUUUAGAUAACAUGUUUCCCUUUCAAUCGAAACAUAAAACAAUGAGAAAUUUUUGUUGCUUGACAAAUUAUCGAUGAAACAUUUCGUAACUUCUGGAAGUAUAUAGGAACUUUUGUUGUGUCAACAUACUUCGGCUUAAAAAGUUGUUAUAUGUUGCCUUAUUGUAUACUGGGCUUAAGGGACGCAACUUUUUUUAAGCUUUAUAGUAUCUAACCUUUUUUUCCAAUUCAAGCACUGAUUGUACCUACUUCUUCUUAGGUAAGUACAUAAAUAUUAUAACAGCUAAGAUGAUAUAGGUUAUAUUUUACAAUGUACAUCAAAUUUGUUUUUAUAUACUACUUACAUAAUAAUUUAUAUCAUCAACAAGAUUAUUGUACCUACUUUUAUGAAAUAACUAUACAUAAAAUAUAUUAAAAAAGAACCACAUUCCAUAGUCGUUUUAAAAAUGUUGUGAUUCAUGCGUAAUUUAAACGAAUUAUAUAGAUAAUAUGUAAUAACAUUAACUAAGUAAAAAUGGCAAUGAAGAAUCGAAAUACAAAAUAGUAAUCAAUUAUUGAACAGUUAAUAUAAAUUAGUAGCCAACUAAAAAUACCUAAAUACCUAUCUACUGCAGCAGUCCAAUGUUUCAAUGUGCCUUAAAGGGUUAUUAUUUAUUUUAUUAUUAUAUAACAAAUAGUUCUUUCAAUUUUCAUCAUUAUAAUAUACUAAUUUUUUAGGUAGGUAGGUAAGUGUAUUAUGUUAUGCUAAUGUAGUAUGAUAUUUUUAUAUUUUACCCCUACGAUUAUACUCACAUUGUAUAGUGUAUGUCCUCAACCAUGAUGACACAUGAGAAAUUGCAUUAAGUAGAUAAUUUUUCAAAAGGGACUGGGAGAUUAUAUAAUAAGGGUCUUGACUAAAAAUAUACAUAAGAUCUUUUUCUGUUAUAUUUUAAAAUACAUUUUUCAUAAUAUGAAAAGAAACUUAGACCUUUAUUUAAAAUAAUACUGAAAAUAUCUCAUAUUAACAUUUAUUUUUCACAUGAACCCCCGCCUAUUUCUACUUUAUUGAUAACUUAAAUUUGCUGAUGAGACAUAUCUUACUUGUCACUAUAUUCCCAUAGCUCGCAUCAAUGUUUCAUUUACACAGCCACACAUUGACAACUGCCAUUCUCUAUUUCAAAGCGUGACAGUUCAGGUUACUGACAAAUUUUGUACAUAGAUUUUUGUUAAAUAAAAUUACUUACUUGCGUUUUAAAUGUGUAUAUAAUAGGCAUAUGAAUUAAAUUCAAAAUAAAACUUACAGUGAUAUUUUAGUUCACUUAACUAGCUUAUAUGUUAAUUGAUGUAUUAGCCAUUUAUAAUAUUGAAUUACAUUUUAGAUUCUGAGCGUAACGAGUGAGCUAUUGGUUUUACAAUGCUGUUAAUUUCUUUUUUCUUUCUUUGUUCUAGCCUGUAGACAUGUUUCAUCCUAUUAAACUUGCGUGUAGCAACUUUUUUUAAAGUUCAAGUUGUUUAAAUUGUACUUUAAGAGAUAAUUUUUUUGAUUUUCGACGCCAUUUUUAAAUAAAAGCACUUAAAUGGGAAAAACUAAGGAAAACGUACAAUUUUACGGAUGUUUUUUACCAGAAAUGAUUUAAUCGAAAAAUCACAAAAUACCUUUUUUAUUGCCUUUUUGAUUUACUUUAUUACGGUAUCAUUUCCAAAACUUUUAAGCCACUUUUGAUCUUUUAAGGAAUUUUAAUUUUUGGUAGUUUUUCGGUCAUUCGGUUAUAAAUUCAUCGAGAGACUUGAAACUUGGUAAUAAUACUUAUAUUGGAUUUACCUAGACGUGGUAAAAUUUCAAAGUUCAUCGGACUUUUUUUUUCCUUUUUUUAAUUUUUUUACAAUGGUACUUUAUUUUUUUUUACACGGUAGACCACUUUUAUUCUAGAAAACUUGCUCCGAUGUACAAGUGUAGCACCUUUUCUGAAAGUCAAUUUUAUCUACUUAAUAAAAACGAAGAUCAUUUUUUGAUUUUCGAAAUGGUAUUUAAAAUAAAAGCGAUUAACUAGAGAAAAAAAUACGAUUUUUUUCACGAUUUCGUUAUUUUACAUAAGUACUUACCACGUUUUCUGGUACAAAUAUGGCUCAUAUUGAAAAACGACAAAAGACCUUUUUUGUUGAAAAAUUAAUUUUGUUUUAAUGAUGCAGUUUGUUUUUUUGAUUAGUUUUGAAUUAGUUUUCAUAAUAAUCGGGAAAAAGCGUAGGAAUGUAAGGUUAAAGAAAAUAACAGCACUUCAAAUUAUGUAUUACCAAACUGCACUCGGAGGAAUCGUCUUUCAUCAGCAAUGGUUUAUCGUUGCUUACAGAUAUAAAUGAAAUAACCUUAUAUAUCCUACCUUCCUAACUUCUCACCUACAACAGUGACCGCACCCGUCCCCAAUAUCAGCUCCCUUUUUUUUAAAAAAUACUAUUUAGGAGUAUUCAAAUCAGUAUAAUAUAUUUAAAGUAUGAAAAAAUUAUUUAUUUAAUGCAAAUUUGUAUAUAGAUGAUAAAUAAUUGAAAAUGGUAUAAUAUUAUACUAUACUAUUGUAUAGAGUGGAGUCGUCAUUUAUGGCCAUCUCAAGAAUUUUAGAUUUUUAGUGGAGCGAGGAAUUUAAUGGUUUUACAAUGAUAUGCUUAUUUUUUUCUUCCUGUGGACAAAUUUUCUACCAACAAUUUUGCUCCAAUUUACAAUAAUAGCACUCUUUCUGAAAAAAAAAUUACUCGGGAGGUACUUUAAAGAGGUCAAUUUUUGAUUUUCUAUUGAAUUUUCCCAAUAAAUGAGAAAAAUCAAAAAAACCGUAAUGGAAAACGAAAAAAUAGGUACAAUCCAAGUUUGCUCAAUCAUUAAAAAGACCAUUUAAAAUUAAAAAAAAUAACUUUCUUACCAAUAUAAUUAAAAAUGGAACACAAAAUGUUUUUGUCAGUUUUUUUGUCGUUAUUCAAUAUAAUUUUCAAAACUGUUGGAAAUGUUGAAUUUUAGGUAUAGAAUAGACUUUAUUGUUACAUUAUUUUAUUUAAUUUACUAAGUACUAGUUUUAUUUUUGAAAUUUUAUAAGUCUCUUUAAUAAUAAAUAAAACAAAAUUCUCUUUUAGUAAAUAUGCUAUUCUUGAACAAAGAUUUCUAGUAGAAAAAUAUAAUCUUAACAUUUUAUUAAUAGGUAAUGAAAUAAUAUGAAUUAGGUUAUUUUUGGUUUUUUUUUUUGGUUUUUCCUAAUUAUCAUGAAAAUUACUUAGGAUAUCAAAAAACGAUUUAUAAGUUAGUGGCUAUGUGGCUGUAUAUUAAAAAGAAUAAAUUCUCUUGUCAUUUGUCGGUUGGAGCAUUAUUUCUGGUAAUAAUAUUUCCGUUUUACCUAUAAUUUUCUUUCGGGGUUUUCUCAAUUAUUUUGAAAACCCCUUGGAAAACCAAAAAAUGACCUUUUUAAUGCACCGACUAGAUAAAAUUACCUUCCAGAAAAGAUGCUACACUUGAUACUUCGGGUUUCUGUUAGAAAAUUUGAUCACUAAUAAUAAAAAUAAAAAUAAAAAAUAACAUAGUAAUACGCUACGCUCUGUAUCUAAAAUAAUAUUAUAAAAUCCAAUAAUGGAAGAAUAAUCAAGGUAAUGGAAUAGUUUGUUAAUCAAAUUAAAAUUGUGUAGUUUUAUAUUUUUGUGUUGAAAUCUAUUCAGAUAUCUUAUUCAUAAGUAAUGCACCUAUCAUUUCUGGACAUGAAUACAAUGAAACCCAUUAAAUUAUUUUAUUCCAUUUUAAAUUACUAUAAUAGACAGAAUUAAACGUACAAAAAACAAAAUUACUUGCUAAUUUUGGUUCAAUUCUAUAAGUGAAUGUGAAUAAAUUGAAAUCACGUAAGUGACACGAUAAACGUAACAAUUUUCUUUUAAAAUAUAUUUUAUUAUUUCAAUUAGUUAUGCAAAAUACUAUUAAUAUUAUUAACAAUAAUAUACAUUUUAAUUAUUAACUAAAAAUAAUGUAACUAUAUCAUUGAAUGUAAUAUGAACUAUAAUCAUUUGGAUUUGAUCACAUCUUAGAUUGUAGAGGUCGUUACAGCAACAACGUUAUACACUACCCAUACAAACCUUUUCUCAUGUUCAGUAGUUUAGUCCUAACGCGCGCGUGCGCCAGUACGGUCUUCCAUCGUUCGAUACAAUAUUAAUCCGAGACGUUUCAAAUUUUACUUCACAGGUACCUAUUUGAUUUAUUAUUUUAAUCCGCAUUUUUCCAGUCGGAAAGACCUACCGAAUUUAUUUUCACAUACUUAAUAUUACAUUUAUAAUGGAUGAAAUUCGUUUUAAAUAAUUAAAUUUUUUUUUUUCCCUUCAAAUAUUCCCCACUGGACCGGGGAAAACCGCGUCAGCAUUGCUUUCCCCAGCCCGGCAAAAAAUUAUAGGCAAAGGCGCCAGCCAAAAGCCAAAUUAGCUCAAAAUAAUUAAAUAUUUACCUAUUUUCUAAAUUUGUAAUACUAAGCUAUUUUGAAAAUUCUAUUGAUUUUAAUAUCUUAAAUAUGUUUUGUUCCAUUCACAGGUUAUUUUUUUAUAUUGUAUCCGUUUAUAAAUUUUGUUCUUGUUGUAUAUUUGAUAACUCGGUUGAAAAUUAUUUCAUGUCAUGUGUAGUUGUAAUCGUAUGAUUUUUGGAUCAGUGUUUGCUCUUUUCACAAAACCUAUCAAUUUCAAUAUUGAUAUGAUGACUUUAUCACCAAUGAGGAUCGUCAGAACUUGGCGUAAAAUAUUCUACGGUUACAAUGCUAUUAAGAAAUUAUCUUCAGAUGAGCUAGUUAAGGUAAGAAUUAGAAAUAUAUUUAAUUUAUUAGAAUUUUAAUUAAUCUUUUCUGUACACGUUAUAGCAUAAUACUUUAUUAUUAUAAAUAAAGAUGUUAAUUAAAUACUCGUAAAUUAUUCCCAAGUAAAAUGUAAUAGCUCUUUUAAAUAAUUACCUGCUUACUUUAAUUUUACCAAAAUUUGUUUCUGGCUAUAAUAUGUAUAGUAGUGACUAUUAAUUUUAGAUUCUGAGUGUAGCGAAGAAUAUAUUGGUUUUACUAAGAUUUUUUUUUUAUACUGUGUACGAAAAUUCUACCGGAAAUCUUGCUCAGAUAUAUACGCACGACACCAUUUCUAAAAGGGAAUGUUGUUAAGAUGGUCUAAUUUGGAGAUCAUUUUUUUAAUUUUCCAAGCGGUUUUCAUAAUAUCUGGGAAAAAAGUAAGAAAAACGGAAAAUUUACGCCAUUUUUAAGCUUUUUAAAGGAAUUUUAAUAUUUUUGUUGAAAUCUAGUUAAAAAUAUUCGCAUCGACUCAAUGAGCUUAAAAUUAAGACAAAAAAUUAAUAUUUGUCUUUUCUAGACGUGGUAAAAUGUUCAAAAGUUCAAUCAAUUUUGAACUAUUUAUAGACAUUUUAAUUUUGCGAGUUUUGUACGUAAUUUUUAUUUGGUAGGUACUCUGUGGUAAAUUUGUUAGACCUAACGGAAAUGUUUGGAAAUUUAACAGGAGAUUAAUUAAGAGUAUUACUAUGGUAAAAAAAAUUGAGUUUAAUGAGGUAUUUAUUUUAUAGGGGAUUUCAAUAGCAAAUUUUGACGAAAAUCGUUUGAGUAAAAAAUUAUGUGGAACAAAUAUAAUUUUUCAAUUUUUUUUUUGAACUUAUAUAUAUUGCCGAUUUAAGAGCGAUGGUGAAGUCAGAAUUAUUAAGUGAACUGGCUAAGUUUUUAAAUUAUAGCUUUUUGAAGUUUUGAUAUUAUACGGAUAUUAUAUGCUAUAUUAAAUAAUUCUGUAUUGUCCUUCUUAAAGCAUAUUUGUCAUGAUCUAACAGUUAUAUAUGCCUAUUAUCAUCCUAAGGGUUCCGAGUUUUAAACCAUUGUGUCGAAUAAAAAUUGUUUGUAUUUUUUUUACCUUUUACUUAAAUAAUGAAAAAACAAAUCCAUUUUAGAUAUACCUAGAGACCCAAGUCAUCACUCCCUCGGACUAUUAAUCGCAAAAUACCCCUCGAUUUGUUGUGCAAAAUUUUGUACUAGAAAUCUUGCUCUGGUGUUUCAAUUGUAGCUUACUUUCUGAAAGAAAAUUUUAUCUCCAUGGUAAUUUAGGGAGGUCAUUUUUUGAUUUUUCAAGUGCCUUCAUAAUAUCUGGGAAAAACGGAAAAAAAUAUCGGUAUAACAGAAAAUGUACGAAAUGUAGAUAUUAGUAAAAAAAUAUAUUUUUUUUUUACUGUCAACAAUUUGUCUACCAGCAACUUUGCUUAGAUUUACAAUGAUAGCACUUUUUCUAAAAGGAAAUCUGACUGGGUAGAUGCUUUAGAAAGAAAUUUUUCCCAAGAGUUUUCACAGCAAAUGUGAAAAACGGGAAAAUCGGUACAAUAUUAAAUAAAUAUUAUUAUAGAUAAUACAUAAUGCCUAUUUAAUUAGGUAUUUUACCAUAAAAUGACAUAUAUAUUUUUGACAAAGCAUCACUACCAAUUGAACUGCGUUCAGAAUCAUUUUUUCUUUAGCAAUGGUUUAUCGUUGCUUACAUAUAUAUAUUAAAUUACCUAAAGCAGUGGCUGCACCCAUCUCCAUUAUUUUAGGUCGUCUUUUUUCGUUCUUAUAAGUAUGGUGGUAUUAAAACGAUUUACAAUAUUUGGAAUUUAGAUUUUACAUCAUAAAUUACUAGAAAUUUCACAAUGUCCGUGUUAUUUUACAUUCUAUCUGAUAAAUCUAUUAUAAGACACUAUAUCGGAAAGUAUUAUUUUUUUUGGACUUUGUUUUAAGAACAUUGUUUUCAGAACAUUUAAGAAACAAGCAGUUCUACAAUUUUGCAUUUAUAUAUAUUAUGUCUUUCUUAUUUUUGGAGGUAAAAUCACUUUCUACUUUUGAUUUCUGUCAAUCCGUUGACAAGAUGUUUCACUUUUAAUUUUGGAUCGGAGGAGGGUUGUGGUGCAUUAUUAAAACAACGCGCACACAUCUUAAAAGUAAGUGAAAUAUCUCGUCAACGAAUUGACGGAAAUCAAAAAUUUUAAGACCAAAAUUUAUUUUAAAUAAUACUCUAUUUAUUUACUCUAUUUAUCUAUUUAUGGAAUAUAUAAUAUAAGUUGCCAUUUGAAAAUAAAAAGUAGGUAGCGGUUUUAUCCCCAAGGGUGACAAAAAAUAAUAUAAAUGUAAAAUUGUUGAACGACGUGUUUCUUAAAUAUUUUAUAAAACAAAUUAAAACUUGACAAGAUAAUACGUAUUUUACUAUAGAAUGAUCACUCUGUAUUUAAUAAUGUGUAUUACCUAAAUAUGUUAGAUUAAAGGUAUACUUGGUAGGAAUACUAUUAUUCCACUAUAUUCGUGGUUAAUGUUUUUUUUAUAUUAUAAAAUACUAUUAAAAACUUCUACGUAAGAGUAAUUAAGAAUCGGUGUUUAAUUAUAUAAAGAAUUAAUUACAGUUGGUAUUUAUUAUUUAAUCAUCUUAAUUCUUGACUGAAAACAGUAGGUAUGUACUUAAAUGAAUUCAAAUUAUACGUGAUUAACAUUAAAAUAUAUAGCUAUUGUAUUUAAAUAAAUCAUAUAAAUGAGAUUUUGUUUUAUAAAGAGUAAGUACGCUGCAAGAGUAGGUAUUUUAGAAUAAUGAAAAAUAUCAAUGAUGCAAAAAUGCAGCUUCAAGUAGCUAUGUUUUUAUUUAUUCCAGUGAUACAAAGUAUGCCCAGUUAAACUUUAAAAUAAAGUCCAAAUUAUAUUAUAAAAUAAAAUAAUAUAAAGUGCCUAAUGGGAUUUUAAAAAGUAAAUAAUAAAAGUUAGUAAAUAUGUUUGUUUUUUGUAAUACCUUUUAUAUUUUAAUAAAGUACUUUAUCAACACUUAGUUUAAGUAAAAUUAAGGAAAUUUAAUCUUACAUCGAUAAAAUUAUCAAAGAAAUAUAAUUUUCCUAGGUACAGAUUGUAGAAUCUGUUAUAAUCUGUUUACUAUUUUGUAUCUAUAUUUUAUUGUAUAAUGACUAUAAGCGAUACUUGUACGUAUUUAAAUUUGAGAUUAAUAAAACAAAGAGCUACUGAUGUAGACGGAAAAUUGGGAAGGCAAUAUAUAUGGAGUUAUUUAGUUAAUAUAUACGUGUAACGAAAAAUAAUUUAUAACGGAAUACGAUUCUGAAUGAAAUUUGAUUGAUGAUGGUUUGAAAUGUCGACAUUUUUACGAUUUUCGUUAAAAUUUGUACUUAAAACGCUAGUUUAAAAAAACCUAGUAAAUGACGCUGAACUUCUCUUUUUGAUCACUAAUUACGAUUUAUGACGAAUCUUGUAUAGAAUUUUCAAUAAUUUUUUAUCGGUAUACAAAUUGUUAUAAACCAAAUACAAUCUAAAAAGGACGUCCUAGGAUAAUGGGGACACCUGCAUCUACUGUUAUAGUUAAUUUAAUGUGUACUUGUAAGCAAUAAUAAACCAUUGCUUACGAAAAAACGAUUCUGAGUGGAGUUCAGUUGAUAGUGAUGCUUUUUCAAAAAUAUAUUUGUCAUUUUAUAGUAAAAUAAUUAAAUAGGCUUUACAUUUGUUCUUUAAUAAUAUUUGUUUAAUGUUGUACCGAUUUUCCCAGUUUUCCUAUGUUUUAUCUUGGUUUUUCAUAUUUGAUAAGAAAACUCCUGAGAAAAUCAAAAAAUUACCUCUUUGAAGUACCUCGCUUGUGAAAUUUCCUUUAAGAAACAUUGCUAUAAUUAAAGGCUGAACCAAAAUUGCUGUUAAAAAGUUGUGCACAGGAAAAAAAAAUCAUGAUAGAUUUCGUACAUUUUCCCGUUUUUCUUCCAUUUUUUCGGUUUUUCACAUUUGUUGAAAAAACUCCGGGAAAAAUAGAAUUCGAAAAUGACUUCUCAUAUAUACCUUCCCAUGCAGAUUUCCUUUCAGAAAAAGUGCUACAUAUAAAAAUCUAAGCAAGUUUUUUGGUAGAAAAGUUGGGCACAGAAAAAUAAAUAAACAUCUUUGUAAAACUAUAAGGUUUUUUGCUCCACUCAAAAUCUCAAAAAAUCUCAACAAUUUCAAACGUUUAUAAAUAGCUGAAAAAUCGCCAGAAUAUUUUUAAAAUUUUACCAGGUUUUAAAAAGGGUAGUAUAAAUAUUUUGUGAAUAUGUUAAGUUACUGAGGUUAUUAAAAAAAUCGAAAAUAAUAAAAUUAUUAUUCCGUAAACUUUACCAUUUUUAUACGUUUUUCCGAGAUAUUAAGAAAACUUCAAGAUCUAAAAACAACUUCCCUAUAUACACCAAAAAGACCAAAUUUCCUUUCAGAUUCCUUUAAGAUAAAUAAAAUUGAAAAUAUUAAAAAUAUUGAUAAAUUUAUCAAUUUUUCCUGUUGUCGCCAAUUACGAAAACUACUUGGAAAAAAAUUUAUCUAGUUUAUGUACUGAAAAAAAUCCAAAACGCUACGAUAAAUCUUUUUAUCAUUUGCUAUUGGAGCAAGAUUUCUAGUAGAAAAGUUGUAUACAAAAAACGCUCCACUCAGAAACUAAAAUUUGUUUUAGUGUUAUUUGUUUUUUUGAUCUUCACAGAUAAUUGAAUAAAGAUAUUAAUCUGUAAUCUAUUUGUACAUUUUUUUUAUUGAUUAAAAUCCUAAAAUAAUUUACUAUAUUUAUGCUAAAAAUUUAUCUAUAUAUAUAUAAAUAAUUAUAUUUAUUGACAAAGUUUUCCAUACCUUCGAUAAAAGUUUAUAUUAAAUUAAAAAAUGUAUAAUUUUGAUUUUUUUUUUUUAAACCCUCAUCAUAUCUAUACCGUUGUAUUAUACUUUCUAAAGUUUCCAUUCUUAAUUUAAAAACAAAAUAUUAUAAAAAUACCUAUACUUUUAAUAAUUUUUUAAAGUUAUUUAUUUCAAUAUUUGUGGCAUUAAAUAAUAAAAAACCAAACGAAACAUACAUAUAUAUAUAUAUAUGUAAAUAUGUUUUAAAACAUAAUAAAUAAAUAAAUAUGUUUGACUUAUAGAAGUUUAAUAAAACUGUUCAAAAUUGUAGAAAUUUAUGAUUGAGCCGAAACCGAAAUUAUCACCUAUUUUUCUUUUAAUGUGUAACAAAAUAAUCUUCAGGUUAAUGUUUAUGUCCCCAUCAUCGCUUAUGUUUUGGAAAAAAGAAUUUCUAUACAGGUAUAUUUCUUUUAAUGAACUAAACGAUUUUUCUAUGCCAUUAUACAAUGUAACUAAGGUGUUUAUUCAUUUUAUUUUGGUUUCAUAACUAGGGGAAAUAUUGAUUGAAUUUAAAAAAAAACUUAGAGAAAGAGAAUUGUUUUUUUUUUUAUCUUAUGUUUAACUGUACGUAGCUUUUCUGUUUAGUUAAAAAAAUUCUAUAAUUGUUUUUAAUAUUUAUAACUCUAUAAGUAUGGAACUGCAAUAGCCUGAGUACAACUUCCUUAUAUUUGGGGUUGAAAUGUACACUAUCACAUUUUAAUUUUUAAAUGGCAGCCUAUAUUAAAACGUCGAUAAGUAGAUGAAGUUUUAGUUCAAAUAGAUUUUGGUAUUGAAAUUGUACAUAAAUAGUGCUCCAAUACUUUCUCCCUAUACCAACUAAAUAAAAAAUGUUUAAAGUAGAAUAUCUCGUCAAUGGGUAUACAGAAAAUUAUUUCAUAAAAUGUUCAAAAAAAAAAAGUUGCCAAAAUAUAAUAUUUUCCGAGAUAAUGAGCUAGUGUUGUACGUUUUAGUUUUACGUUUUAGUCUUGUAUUCAUAAAUUCGUAUAUUCUUCUUCUUCUUAUACUUAUUUCCCUUUAUCUUUAUCACAAAUAUUUGGGAUUGGCCACUAUGUAUAUCUAAAAUUUAAUUAUUUUAUUAUAUUUUUUAAUACAAAUUAUAAACAUUUCGGGAUUUGUAUUGUUGAAACUAAAAUAUUAAACUUAUUCAUGUGUACUAAACGGUUUAAAUAAUUGUGUUAAUAAGUAUCGUAGGUAUAUUCGUUUUUUUUUUUUUUUACUGCAGAACCACCUACCUUUUUUUCAAAAAAUGUAUUUAAUACACUUUUAUAGGUUCAGUAACAUUGCAGUCAGUUAAAUAAACAAAUUUACAAAAGUAAACUUUGCCAAGCAUUUAUGUAUGAAAAACUUUCAUGUAUGUAACAUGAGAGUGUAUCUAGUAAAAUACGAAGCUUUUUAAUUAAAAUCAAUUUAUAAUUGAACACGAUAAAUAUAUAUUAUGUUUUAAAAAGAUAUAAAUUAAUUUCUGUAUACUAUAAAUACAUUCAAAUAAAUCAUUGAAAAUAGAAAUAGUAUUUGUACAUAUGUAAACAAGUUACAUUUGAAUCAAACGGUUUAAUGAUCAAAAUAUUCAUUAAGCAUAUUAUGUUAUAAACUUACACUAAAUUUUUAUGUUAUCUUUAAACUGAAGUUUCUUAUAACGAAUAAGUUAUUGAAAAGAUUAAAUUGAAUUAUUUGUAUUUGUAUAUGCAAAGAGAGUUGCGUAGUAUAAUAACAGUAUUAUAACUUUAAUUUCAAUGUUUAUAAUAUUUUUGUUGAACUUAUGUACAAGUAUAGAAAACAUAGGUACUUAAUAUUUGAAUGCAUCGCAAUGAAGAUUAAUAAUUAAGUAUAGCAGCUUAUAUUUUUCUUUUAUUUUAUAAUAUUGUGGGUGUUUAUUUCCCAAUGCUGAUUCCAAACAUAAAAGCUUUAUAUAUAAAAAAAAAAUCUUAGUACCUAUCCCCCGACGCAGUAAGCAUGACGAAGACAGGACUACAAACUAUACCAACGGUAUAGUAUUGAUUCAAUUCGACGUACUGAAUUCGGAUAGGUCAGUACCUGUUACUUACACGUAUUAGAAUUUAAUAUUUAGAAAUAUUAAUAGGUACAUAUUAAAUUAAAUAAUGUGAAAAUAGGCAUCCAAUAAAAAUAUGUAUAAACAUACAUAUACAUUUAACUUAUUGUUAUUAUUUAUAAAUUAUUUGGAUGGCCGAUAUCGCAAUGUUUGGAUACUGUGAACGAUUUUACAUACAAAAACAAACAAUAAUUUGCAUAAAAUAUUUUAAUGCAGAGUUAUGUUGGUUAGGCUAACCUAUAAUAAUCUUUCUAUAACCAUAUAUAUUUAACUAUAAAGGUAUGAUGUACAAUAGGUACUGAGCCUGAUGUUACAAUAUAACCCAUAGUUUGUAUGUAAUUGUAUGGAAAUUAUAAUUUUAAAUAAUAAUACUCUUAAUAUUUUAUUUUAAUUGUUAAACGGUUCGUUUAAACCAAAUUGUGUAGACAGGUUAAACAACUUAAGACCAAGUCUAUUAUUAUAAUUAAUUGAGAAAUUUGAGAAAUUUACAACUACCAGUAGAUACUUAAUAAUAUCAUUACUUUAUUUUAUUUUAAUUUUAAAAAUAUCAAUGUUUUUAUCUUAAGCUAGGUAUUUAAAACAACGAAUACUAACAAAUAUGGCUAUAACUUUUGUUUCGAUAUUUUUUAGAAAAAAGAUAAGUUCAACCAUUGGAAAUAUUUUCCUCUUUUAAUAUUAUUACUUGUCUUUAAAUUAAACUCAAAUUUCAAUCUAUACGUCACAAUUUAUGUUCAAAGUAAUGUAAUAUUGCUAUAUUGCCUAUUAGUUCGAUUAAAACAGCACAUACAGAUAUUACGUCCUAUUGUUUGGGUAUAAUACAUUUUUAAACUGAGAAAAAAAAAAUUAAACCUUUUACGCCUUUUAGGUUUUACCUUUAGGGCCAACUUUUCUAUAUUAUAAGAUCGACAUUCGUUUUGAUCACAAAAGAUCUCCAUCUCGUUUUACCAAGCAUUAGUAGUGGUCAAUAAGAAGAAAUUGUGUGUUAUAUAAUAUUUUUUUUUUAUUAGCAUCUUAAUAACAAAUUUUGCCGAAGAUCGUAAAUAUUAUGGUCUUUUAAAACAUGUGUAACCGGACUCCGCUCAAAAUCGUAUUAUGUUAACAAUUUCCCUCUAUAUCCUACCUUCCCAACUUUUCGCCUGCAGUUGUCCAUCCAUCGUGCAAAGUAUGUUCAUGUUUUUUUAUUUUGUAUAGAUUGCUUAUUGUAUUUAUUUUUUUCCUGUGGCGUCGUUUAAUUGUGUUGUAUGUUGUAUUUUGAUUUUACCGUCUACAAUUUUAACUGCAGAGCUAAACUGUGUAUUGUAAAUGUAUAUUAUUUUAUAUAAUACAACUAUGUAUAAAUGCUUAUAAAAUAAUAAAAAUAAAAUAAUUUAAAUUAUUAAUAGAAACAAAUUAAAAACAGCUUUAUGUUCACAAAUAAUGAAUUUAAUAUGUAUUUAUUAAUAUUAAUAACUAGUAAUGAAUGUGCUUAUCAUUUUUAGUACAAUUUUACAACUGUACCAAAAUUAACCACAACAAAUAUUGGUAUAAAUAUUCUGAAAUUAUUGUAACCUUAAUAUAUCUAUAAUAACCUUUUAAUAAAUAAGAAAAAGUGUAAUAUUCAAUUUUCGAAAUAUAGUACAUACCAAUAUAUACCUUGUUGUGUUAAAACAUUUUAGAAGAAUCUCAUGUCAUAAUAAAUUAAUAUUGAAAACUGAAAAAUUUGAAUUUUUUAAAAUCUAUAGGAGCAUUUAAAAUAAUAAUUACAUUAUGUGUCAAUACUUUAUUAUAAUCAAUUUAUAAUGAAAUACCUUAUACAUUAACAGUACAGUUUUCAAGUUUCAAGUAUUAUUAUUAUUAUUUAUUUUUUUUUUCUAAAAAUGUUGAGAAAUCAGAAAUUCCAUCGAAAUUAUUCUCUUAAGUUCAAAAAACCGGAUUUACUGCGCACAAUGGAUAGACAACUGUUGUGGGUGUAUAGUUUGGAAGGUAACCUAUAAGUUAUAUAGUUUAUAUAGAGUGAUCUAUAAUAAUAAUUCCAUAAAUAGAUGAAGUUUUAGUUAAAAUAAUUUUUAAGGUUGACUAAAAUUUAUUUUUUUUGAAACGUUAUCUCUAUUUAUGGAAUUUGUAAUAUAGAUUGUUAUUUGAAUAUCAAAAGUGGGUUGUGGUUUCCCCCCCCCCCCAAAAAUUAGUGUGAAAAAUAAUAAAUUGUAUGCACUAUUUUAAAGUUACUUUUUUUCAUAAGUUUAUUAUCAAUUUUUAAAAAAGUAAUGAAGUAAAUACUUUCCGAGAUAAUGAUUGUCUUAUUGAUGAUUGAUCACAUUUAAUAUCGAAAGCAACGAUAAAUCGUUGUAAUCAAGAAAUGAUCUUGAUGAAAAAUAAUCCGAAUUUCAUUCAGAAUCUUUUUUCAUUAGCAAUAAUUUAUCUUUACGUAUAGAUAUAAUUAAAAUCAUUCUAUAUACUUUCAAUCUACCAACUUCUCACCUACAACAGUAGCACACGUAUCUGUGGUGUCUUUCUUUCUUUAUCUAUUGUGGCUAACAUAACUUAAAAAUCAAUAAAAAUAAAACCAAUAAAAAUUUGUUAAGUUUUUUUAAAUUAUUUAGAAAAACUAUUGAAGAUUUGUUUCAAAUAAACUGUCACUAAACAGAAAUUUUCAUAUUUUAAGAUACAGUAUAAACAAUUCGAAAGACCUAAUAAUAAAAAAAUAUUUUCCGUAUAAAAGAACACUCACAUUUUAAUAAAACUAUAAUAGCUUUUUUUCACUACUCAGAAUCUAAAAUUCUGUAUACUUAUAAACGUUCUCUUUUUUUUAAUUCUUGUAUUCAUAGAAACAAAUUUUAAAUACAUUUUGUAAAUUUCUUCUAGAGGCUGAAGCUAGCACAUUUUCUUUUAUCCUUGCAGCAGGGUAAAAUAAUAUUUUAUAACUCAGCAAUAUAUUGCUGAAGGCUGGUAUUUUUUUAUUUGCGUUCAUUUGUUUUAUUGUUUUUACACAAGCCUUUGAUAUUAAAUUCUAUAUAUUUAAUUAUGAAUAGUAAUUCUAAUUAUCUUUCUUUACUUUUGUUCAUUUUAUACUACAAUAUACUUACUAAUUAUUCUUUAGGAGACUAUUUUCACCUAUUUUCAAUACAGUAGGUUCAAAUCAUACAUUUUUCUUUAUAAAGGAAAACGCAUGUCUGUAGAAAUGUUAAAAUAUGAAUUUACUCAUGUAAGACCUAAACUAAAAUGAUUUAUAUAUGCAAUGGAUAAAAAAAAUUUAGAUACUUACCUACCUACUGUAAGUAUAUAGUUACCUAAUUUAAAUACUAAUAUAAUUGAUUUAUAAUUUAUAUUAUAUUUAAAUUUAUUUAUAAGAACAGACUUAAGUAUCUAUUAUACGAGUAGGUACCUAUCAGAAUCUCAUAUUAUAUAUAUAUGUAUAAAAAUUAUAUAUAUAUAUAUAUAUAUAUAUAUAAAUAAAUACUUAGUUUGUUAUAUAAUAGUAUUAAAAAUAAAUAUUUGCUAGGUAUUUUUAACAAAAAAUUGUUAUAAUAACAAAUUCAUAUAUAUUAUAUAUAUACAGGAUUAUCAACAUAACGUAAGACACUUAUUAUCUCGGGAAAUAUUAAUUUUUUUGUAUUUUUUUUUCUUUUAUAGAAAUUGUAAACAACGAAUUCUAAAAUGUUACUUUAGCAUUAUUUGUUGUCGCACGUAUUUUUUGGUAUGAACCCACUACCUACUUUUGAUAUUUAAAUAUAAAAUAGUACUUUGUAUUAAAAAUUCCAUAAAUAAAUAAUUAAAGUAUAAGUUAAUAUCAAUUUUGUAUUUUAGUUAACCUAUUAUGGAGAUUGUUUCUACUCUUAAUUCAUUUUUGGUAAGGAAAGACUGGGAGAGUAGUAAAAUACUAUUUAAAAAACAUAUGCCUGCCGCCACACAGAUAAUGAAGUGAUAGUUUUAACUCCAAAAUAAAAUUGUAACAUUUCGUUUUAGAGCGGUUUGUUUCUCAGAGUUUUUAAAAAACAAAUUAAUACACUCCUAGAUAAAGAGUAUAUUACGUUAUGCUGAUCACUCUGUAAUAUACAUAAAAUAUUUUCUGAUACACUUAAUUGAAUUUAAAAAUCUUAUUGUAUACAUAUGUUUAUUUUAAUAAUAUCGAGAAUUAUUUGAAUCAAAAGGUUCUUAUAUUUUUCAUUAUUUGUUUUAAAUUCGAAUAUCAUAUUAUUACUAUAGUUGGUAUAUGCCAGUAGUAAGCGUAUAUUAUUUUAGAUUUUCUCCUGAGUUUUAAUAAAAUUGUAUACUUUUUUUUAAAUUUUAUUCCGUGAAAGUACAAUAUUCAAGUACCUAUAUGCCUAACUUAAUAGUGUUCUAUUUAUAUCUAGAAUAUUUCAAAAUUAUUCUUAACUUUUUCAACUAGGUAAUAUUAAUAAUUUAUACUUUUUGUCAAAGAUCUACUAUAUAAAAAAAAUUAAUUUUAGAUUCUGAGUGUACCCAAGAAAAGUUUUAUAGAUUUUAAUGUUUUUUAGUCUCAUACUACAGAAUAUGCACCUACACCACUUAUUUACACUUGAAUUUUAUGUUUUAGAAUAAUAUAAUUACUGUAAUACAAUUCACUAUCAAAAUCGUAUUAUAAUUUUAAAUACAUUUUUUUCCAGGCGGCCGAAAGUGGUAACUUGGAUGAAUUUCAUCGCCUUUUUAUAGCGGAACCUGCUCGCCUCGAAGUGAGAGAUUCAAAAGGACGGGCUGCAGUACACCAAGCAGCUGCUAGAAAUAAAUUGAAUAUAUUACAUUUUAUAAGAAACAAAGGAGGAGGUAAAUAGCUAUUUUAUAGUACUUUAAAAUAUUGCAAUUGCAAAAUAUCAAAAACUUUAUGAAAUUGCAACUGAAUAAACAGUAUAAGUUAUCCUUCAGUAAUUUAUAAAAUCAUAAUGAAUCUAUGGUAGAUACUAAAUGACUAAUAAAAAAAAAAUUAAAAAACGAUAGAAUAUUUUUUGACUUCGAUAUUUAUACUUUGGCGAUACUGAGGUAAUAGACCUAUAAUCAUUAUAUGUUGGCUAUACUUAAAAAAUAUUUUUUAAUUAUUUUACAAAAUAAUGUGUUUUGUAUAAAAUUAUUGUAUUUAUUUUUAAAAUAUUUUUUAAUACUAUAUUAUACUAAAAGUAUGCUUAUACAAAUAUUUUAUCAAAAACGAUAUAGAUAUUGGAUAAAUAAAUAAAACAAAUUGAAUGGGUAUUUUUAAAAAUUUUUCUCUUUUAAAACUUAAUUUGUCUAUUUAUAAUUCAUAUAUUAUAGUGUUAUAAUUCUUUACAAUAGUUUUCUGAUAGAAUAAAAUUACUUUCUUUUAUUAUAUCAGUAAACUCAUACUUAGAUAUUGGUACACUAAGUAUAUGUUAUGUAUAGCCAAAUCUUUGACCCUCAGAUAUAUGCAAGUUUAAACAAGAUUUUUCAAUUUCUAUUUAAGUUAUUGAGUUUUUACAAUUACAUUUCUAAAACUAAAACGAAAAUUGAAUUUUAGAUUCUAAAUAAUAUUGUUUUUUUUUUCUGUAAACGAUCAAAAAUGUUGUUUUAAUCAAGAGCUUUUUAAAAACUUUUUAGUUACAAAUUUUAUCUAGUUGAUGCAUUGAGAAAGUAUAAGUUAAUUUUUCUUAAAGUUUUCUCAAGAAUAGGGGAGGGGGAAAAAUUUAAAAAUAAAAUAUUUACGCAAAGGGUUUUUAUUAAUUUCGAUUUUGUUAUUUGUUGUAAUUUAGUGAAAAAUACUAAUAUACUAUAGAGACUGGUAUAGAUCUCUAUAAAGACCUUUCAUUAAAGCGCUAUGUAGGUAUUAUAUUAACACUUUCAAGGCGUGAUGCAAUUUUUAAAACAUUUUGGCGUUUUUAUGGGGGAGGGGAGGCGAUGACUUGUUCGCCCCCUUCUAACUUUGGAAUUUUUUAGUGGUAAUGUUUAAAUAGCUAAUAAAAUAGGUAAAUAGGUUUAAAUUUAAAUAGGUAAUAAAAAUUAAUAUUCGUGGUUUAUUACAAUACUUAAACAUCCUCUCUUCCUUGAUUAAGUUCCAGUUACGCCAUCAGUACCCAGAAUGCCGGUUUUGGUUUAUUGAUUUUUCGUUUUACUUGAUUACAUGGAUAAAAACAAAUAGUAAUAGUAUUUUGAAUUUUUUUUUGGUUAUUUAUAUUUUAGUUUGUUCUUAUUUAAUCAAACUCAUAUUUUCAAUUUGUGUAUGGUAAAUAAAAUAAAUUCAUUCUAAAUAUGAUUUUGUAAAUUUGUGGUUUAUUUCAUAUCGCAGUAUACCCAUUAUCUAAUUAUAUGAUUAUAUUAUAGCCAGAAAAUAGUUAAUUUAUAUAUUUUACGUUUAGUAUUUUAAAAUUUUAACACACUUAACGAAUGUAAUAUGUUUGACAAAUAAUUUUUAUUAUAAAAUAUAAUAUCGCAUUUUAGAUUCUGAGUGAUUCAAAGUAUUGGUUUUAUACUAAGAUGUUUAUUUAUUUAUUAUUAUUUUUUUUAUAUACUGUGUACUAAAAUUUAAUGCUCAGAUAUUUAUGUGCAGCACCAUUUCUAAAAGAGAAUAUUGUCCAGAUAAUACUUUUAGGUCAUAUUUUUGAUUUUCCAUGCGGUUUUCAUAAUAUCUGGGAAAAACCAAGAUAAAAAGUAAGAAAAACAGGAAAUUUACAAAAAUAAUGCUUUAAUUAUUUUUCAAUUUUGUUAUUUGUUGUAAUUCAGUUAAAAGUAUUUGUAGGAAUUUGAAAUUUGUACAAAAAAAUUAUAUGACGCAUAUAUUGUUGAUAAUCAUCACUAUCAACUGAACUGCGCUCAGAAUCGAUUUUUCGUUUGCAAUGGUUUAUCGUUGCUUACAGAUAUACAUUACCUGUAACAGUAGCUGCACCAGUCUUCAUUAUUCUUGGACGUCUUUUUUAUAAUUAAUUAUUUCCUAGUUUAAAAUCAUUUUAUAUUUCCUACAUUAUUAUUGACUAUUGUUGUAUAGCUAGGUAUCAUUAACAUCAUUAUAAGUAAACUUACGUAUGUUUACAUACAUUUUAUAUAAUUUAUAUUGAAGUUUAAUUUAACUAUAAUUAUUUUCCUUAGUAAAUAUAGGUAUAUUUUUAAUAACUUUGGAGCUAUUAGAAAUGUCUUAAUUAUAUUUUUAAUUUCGGCUCCUAAUUGUAAAAGUUAUAUAAGAUAAUUAUUUUGUAUUGUUGGUCGAUAUUGUUUUUUCAAUGAGAGUAAAGGUGAAUGCAACAUACCCAUUUCAACCACGUGUCACUUUAAAUCGAAUUUGUUAGAAUAACAAAUACUGUAUAUUUAUUUGCUCAUUCAGAAUCAAUCAGACCAUUAUUAGGUACAUAUAUAUGUUGGGGAUAUGUUUUUCAGAUCGCUAUUUUCACAUGGAUAGUCACAAAGAUAAUAAAAUUAUUUUGUUUGUUCAUCGUUUCAGGUAUUGACAUUUUUAGUGUAUAAUACAUCAUAUUUCCAGUCAUAAAUUUUUGUAGGUACUAGGUGUAGAAUAGAUAAAAAAAAUGUCUUUUACUUAGUUCGUAUAAAAAUAAGAUUUCUACCUAACAUAAAUCAUUGCAAUAUAAUUUUUUCCUGAUUUCGAACGGUUUGUUGAGUAGAGAUAUAAAUAUUUUUAUGUACCUAUUGCAAGAUAAUAAAAUAUUAUUUUUUAUUAAAGAUAUAUCUUGUGGUUUUACGAUUAUUAUUAUUAUUUUAUAAAAGUAACCUAAAGCUCUAUAGACCUUUAAAGAAACCUUAAAUUAUUUUUAACAGUUUUAUUGUAAAAUGUCUCAUUUAAUAUAAUUAAUUACGUUUGAAUUACAAACUUUUAUAUAUUUUCAAAUAAUCAUGCGUAAAGUAAUAUUAUUAAAAAAAUUGACAAACUGUAUUCAUUUCUUUUUUUUUUUUUUUGUAUAGAUUUGAACAUCAGAGAUUCUUAUGGAAACACUCCACUACACAUCGCAAUUGAACACAACUCACUGGAUGCGGUGGAAUUUUUACUUCUAUAGUAAGCAAUAUUACAUUUUCGUUUUAUUUUUUUCUUCAAAGCUGCCGGAGCCGACGAUUUUUUAGUGUGCGAAAACUUGUCUCACGGGAAAAACUCUUACGCUUCAUAGAAUGCACGGAUUUUUCUUAUUAUUACUAGAAAAAAGAAGUCAUUUUACAGAUCGCUUGAAUUUUGAUUAUCAACAUUUAAUUUUCAAAUUCUAUAUACACAGUACAUAUGAAAGUAUGAAUACUUUAAAAUUAUAAUAUUAUUAUAGAUACAUCGUUGUUAUAUUAUUUGUAUGUUGAAUGUUGAAUGAAUAAUUGAAGUUCAAUGCUACCUGUAAAAAUUGUUUUCUCUCCAUUAUAAAAACAAAAAUAAAAAAAAAGAAAAUUAUACUGAAAUCGGACCGCUGUAGAAGACAUACCAUAUUGUUCUUGUAAAGUGUUGAUACUACUCAUAUACCUACCAUCUUUGACACAAAAUGUAAAUAAAAUCGCCUAUAUUUAACUUCAAAAUUAAUGGUCGGCUCUGACACCUCAAUAUUUGUAUAAUUUAUUGUUCUAUAAUAUGCCAUAAACAUCCCAAUUCUCAAUAACCAAGUAUAAAUAAAUAAAAGUUUACAGAUUUUAUGGUUUAUAUUGAUCUUUAAAUCCAUGAAUUUAAGUUUAAUUUAUCUGUUAUAAAUUUAUAAUGUAUCGAUUAUAACAAACAAAUUAUUAAUAUAAUGAUUAUGAUUUAUGUAUUUUCGUAUAAAAUACCAUUGGUCAGUGGCGUGCCGAAGUAGUUUUUUGAGGCAAUUGCCACACAAAUAAAAUGGAUGAGUGGGUGGGUGACUGACCAAAUAUGUUGAAUAUUGAUAUGCCUUUAUUUUAUUUUUAUUUUAUUUUAUAUUAUUAGUAUAUGUAAGUAUCUCCUUACAAAUAUGAUAGCCUAUAUUAUGUAGUCAAUAUAACUAAAUAAAGUUUUUUCUGUAAUUAUUUGUAGGACAGCCAUAAAAAUUUAUGUUUUGAUUGGGUGGGUCCAAAUUUGUUUGUUUUGACUCAAGUAUGAAAAAUGAUCAGCACGCCACUGACAUUGAUUUUAAAUAAUAAUAAUCAAUGCUAAUACAAAUUAAUUAACUUUUAUUGGUAGAUAUUUUCCUUUAAACAGUGCUUAGAAAGUUCCUAUUUUCGUUUCUAAACUAAAAACAAAAAUCAUUAAUUUAUGUAUUUUUUUAGUUAAAGUACUGUGGUCACGUUCUCGGUUAUUUUGAAUUGUAGAUAUUUCUAUACGUGUAGUUUUUUCCUCAAUAUUUUGUGAAAAAGUCAAGUUAUACUAGUCUAUCUAAGUACAGUAAGUUCCACUUAAUGUGAUCACAUUGGUUCAUGUCAUUUUGAUUCUAUUAACCGGUUAGUUACAAAAAAAUUUUUUUAUUUUUAAUGAUUCUAUAUUUAUACGUAAACUUAAAAUAAAAUAAUGAAACUAGGUAUCUAUUUUCGAUUCUAUUUGAGAAUCUAAUAAUUUCAUUUUCAUAUUAGCUUGAAAUAAAAUCCACAUUCAAUUAAUAUACAUAAAAUUAAAAUUAAAUACUUAAUAAUGUAUGUGCAUUGUACCUGUAACUUUUUGAAUAUACAAUAAAAAAAUACAUAUAACUAUAUAUAAUUAAAACAUAAAAUACUAUAAAACCGAUAAGAAUGUUUAUAAAAGUUAUUCAAUUAUCUGGUACUUGGUGAUUCUAAUAAAAUAUUAAUUUAACAUUGUAACAAAAAAUUUGGUUUGGGAUUUUCAUUUUUGAUUCCAAUAAACGGUUGAUUCUAUAAACCAGUAAUCACAUUAAGCGGAAUUCACUGUACUUUAGAAAAGAAAUGACACAAAGCUAUUUUCUUCUAUAUUACAUCCUGAAAUUUAUGAAUAAGUAGAUCAUAAUUCAACAUUUUUAAAUUGAUUUUCUAUUAGGUAAGUAGUAGGUUUAUUGGAUAAAGAAGAAAUUUAAAAUGAAAUAAUAACUACACAAUUUACAUUUUAACGGGGUUAAGUAAACAUUGGAUUUUUAUAUGUUAAUAACUUGGACUAGGUAUCUCAUAUAUUUAUAUUUUAUAUACAUUUAUAAAUUUAUUAUCAUAUAUAAAUAUCACAUUAAUGUUUUAAAUUAUGCACUUGUUAUUCUCGUGCUGUCGAAAUUUUGAUACCUAUCUGUAUUCUGGAUUAAAAACAAAUUUACUGACACUUCAUUAGUUCUCUUGUGAUAACUUAUAACCAAAAAUAAAAAAACUUAAAAACCGAUGUUCGUAAGAUAGAUAAUUUUAUUUAUUGUAUGACUUAUAAAAUUCAACUUUCUGAACACAUAACUCAAUUUAUAAAGUUCAUCUAAUUAUUUUUAAAAAUAUUCCAAACCAACCUAAAAAUUUCUCAUCUUAAAUAGUAAAGAUAAUCGCAAAUAAAGAUACAAGUUAAAUUAAAUUAAUUAUCUUAAAUUAAUUUUCUUACAUAGAUAUUAGACAUACAUACAUAUAUUUAACUAAUAUUUUCGUGAUCUUUAUUUUUAUGAUUUAGUAAUAUUUAUUUAAUUAUAAAUAAUCUUCAUUUCUUUAAACGUUCAUAUUUUUAUUCUUAAAUCGUAUACGAAAAUUGUACAACCAUUGUAUAAGAUAUGUGUUAAAAUUACUUAGGUAUUAAAUGAAAACUUAUUAGUAAUGCUAUUUUAUAAGUAAUACCAUUGAUUAUUUUUACCCAUAUAAUUGACUGUAAAAAUUAAUUUCUAAAAGUUCAAAAUGUAAGAUAGAACAUUAUGAUAUCUUACUAAGUUUGCAGAUUAUAGGCUAAUAAAUAAUAGUUGUACGAGAAUUACAUCGAAUUAUAUUACAAAGCAAAUUGAUUUAAAUUGACUUAUGAUUUGAUAGCUGUUCAUCAAAAAGUCAAAGAAAAAAAAUGUACGUUUCAAGUUUCUGAAAGUAUUAAAUGAUAUUUUAAUCAGACGAUAAAAUACAGUAGUUAUACAUUUUCAUAAAUAUUUAUACCUAUUUAUACUGAAAAUAAUAUAACCUUGUAUAAAUAAAAUUAUAUGAGGUUUACUUAUUAAAUGUGUGUAUAAGAACAAAAAACUUGAAAACGAUCAUUAGAAAACGAUCAUUAGAAAAGUCAAAGAGAAGAAAAAUAACGAAGACAUUUUUAAUUCUUUUGUAACAUUGCUGUUUUACUUAAUUAAAAAAAAAAAAUAAGUUAUUCUAUGGCAGUAGUGUCUAGAAUGUCAUUAUUAAUUUUUGUUUAACACAGUAAAAGUAAAAAUUAAAUAUUUAAUUAAAAACAGUGUGAUUAGUGUUGAAAGUGAUGCGAGCAGAUAUUUUAAAAAUAACACCUACUGAUGAGAAGAUUUUAUUUUAUAGGGUAAUAAAAAUUGGUUAAGAUUUUCAAGAAUUGUAUAACUUUUUUCAUUAUUAAUCAGUUACCGUUAGUUGACUUUAAACUUUAAAGUAUAGGUAGUAUAUUUACUACCUAUACUGUAAUUUAUAACUCAGAAUAUAUUUUAUAUUCAAAUUAUUCAUAAUUUUACAAGUUAUUUAAUGCAAUUAAAUUUUAGGUGUAUAUAAUUAAACAAUAAUUAUAAUUGAAAAUUGUAAUAUAAUAAUUAUUGUUUAGUUAUACAUACCUAUCUAGAAUUGUAUUGAAUACAACCAUUAGGUACGUAUUAUUAUUUUUAUCUAUUUUCUUACUUAUGUUUACUUAUUGCUAGGGUAAGAACAAAAUUAAUAGCCAUAAAGUAUAUUGAUAUAUUUAUUAUAUUUUACAAAUGAUGUAUAUGAUUUACUGAAUACAUUUGUCCAUGUUUCUAAAGUAAUGCUGACCCGAGUGCAUUAAAUGACAAAAAACAAGCGGCUCUACAUUUGGCGGUCGAGCUAAAUCGCGUAGCCGUUCUUCAAGUAAUGUGCAAAUUCAAAGACCGAAUCGACAUUGGCCAAGGUGGAAAUCAUGGUAGAACGGCUCUUCAUUUGGCUGCUAUACAUGAUAACGACGAAUGUGCACGUAUAUUGGUAAGUAAAUAUGUUUUUGUAAUUGAAACUGAAACUGAAGUAAGGAUGUGUAGCUAUUAUGUAUGUUUUUCUAGAUGUUUAAAUUAUUGAAAUAUUCAUACUCCUUGAAAAAAAAAUAACACCUUUUUCUAAAUUAAUUAUGAAUGAAGUUUAUAAUAGAUAUUCAUUAUAAAAUAUAUUUGUAUGAUUAAUUUCAGUGAAGACCACCUUAAACAAUUAAAGACUUAAGAUGUUCACAUUUAGAAUAGGCAAGCUCAAAAAUGAGAUGUCAUCAUAUUAGUAUUGUUUCAUUGGCCUUAUUUAUAGUACCCUCGAUAAUCCUUCAGUAGUUACAUCCCUUAGGUAGUUUGUAAAAUAUAUAUAUAUAUAUAAUACCUAUGUUGCGCAAAAUAAAUUACAAUUAAACAUUGUAUGUUUUACAUGAACGGUUUUAAAAAUUGGUUUAUAAUAAUUAUUGUUGAACAAAUAUGUCGUAUUUUUUUUUUAGUUUUAAAUUUUUAUUAUUAACUAUGUGUAAAAAUUCCAUCCAGUGUACAGUGGUGCAUUUAGGUGGUGAAAUGAGUUAUUGUCCCACACAAUUUACAAAUCCUAGAUGCACCACUGAUUUCAUCUGUGCAUUGUAAGCAUAUUAUUUAUUUAUCAGACACAUUUCAGGUUACAAGCUUUGCAGAUUCAAAAUUUAUAUUUUCAAAUGACGAAGAUACUAAACCAAAUUCGAAGUCUUAUUACUUAAUGGCGUGAGCAAAUUUUUUUUUGUUUUAUUGAAUUUCAUAUUCAUUAUUAAAAAGUAUUAAACGACACAUGUAUUAUAAACAUUGGAGUACUUUGAUAAAAUCAAUAUAAAUCCGUGGGAUUGGUUUCAGUUUUUUAUGUUCAAUGUUCAAAAUGUGCUUGACAUGGAAAUAUACUAAAUAUUAUAAGCAACGGUGCAAUAUUUAUCCGAUAAAGGUUUGACUACAUUUGUGUCAGAUACUAUUAUAUGAGCGUCCUUUACCCAACAAAAAUGUUUUAACUACCUAUAUCAACUGUUAAAUUUAAAAUAUCAAGAUUUUCCAAAAAAUCUAUUUUGUUUUAAUUGUUCAAUGUUCAUUUACUGUUAAUAAAUUAACAUUUUAUUACAUUGUAUAUGGUCAAUUAUUAUAUAUAUUAUUUUUUCAUCAAUAAUUCGUGUGGUUAUUUUAUUUUUGUCUAUAAUUUCAAAUAAUAUUGAAUUUAGUAAUUACAUAAUACGCAUAUUUUUAAUUCCAUUUUUGUUUAUUUAAUUUGUUCUAAAAACAAAUCUAAAUGAUUUAAUUAUCUUAUUUUUUAUGAAUGUCAUGUAAACAUCCAGUGUUCUGAACUGUUGUAAAGUUAGUAUUUUUUUGUAUAAAAUUAUACAAAUUGUAAAAUAAAAAUUAAUAUAAUUCUCUUUAUCGAGUCUAGUAUGUAUAAUAUAAAAACACUAUAAAUUAUUAUUAUUAUUAUUACUUACGUGUAUUGUUACCUGUUGUAAAUAUUAAGGUACCUAUAAUUUAAGUUUAAAGGGCGCUUAUUUUCCAAUUAUGUGCAAUUUUUAAUGAAUUUGAUGUAUAUUAUUAUAUAAUUAUAGAUGGAAGGUUUUGGUGCUGAUAAUAGACAACCUUGUCACAAUGGCUACUACCCAAUCCACGAAGCAGCAAAAAACGCAGCGUCCAGAACGAUGGAAGUGCUUUUACAGUGGGCAGAGAAAAGAGGCAAUUCACGACAUCAGAUGAUAUCGUUUUUUGAUGCUGAAGGCAAUGUACCGCUUCAUUCUGCAGUGCACAGUGGAGAUUUUAAGGUAAAUAACAUGUACAAAUGCAAUGAUUGGAAAGCGUGUAAAACGGUAUAAAAUAUCAACUUGAGGGAUUGGGAUUAAAUUUCACAAAGGGAUUGUUUAUUAUAUACUAUAGGGUAUAGACAUAUGAUACUUAUACAAAUAAAAGCUUUUUGAACUUACUACAUUAUUAGUGUGUAAAAAAGAAACUGUAGACCAAUAAAUUCAAUUAGCUACCUUUAAGUAGGUACCUACGUAAUAUAAUAACAGCAACCCUGAUAUUAUAAUGUUUACUUUUAAUUUAAAACUAAGCCAAAUAAUAUAAUUUUAUAAUAAUAAUUUGACAUUUUAUUUUUGUACAAUAUUAUACUUAACUGAAUUCAAAUUCAUUUUAAUUUAGAAUUUAUUUAAAUAUAAACCAACAUUUUAUUUUAUACUUUUGGUAUGAAUUAUCCCGAUAAAUAUAAAAUUUAAUUGAAUGAUAAUUAAUUUGUAAUAAAGUUUUUUAAUUAAAAUAAUUAUGUAUUCCCUGUAAAAAAUUAACUGAUCACUAACUAUAAUACAAUAUAGGAGGUACCUACUUUUUUUCAAUCCGUUUUCUUAGUAUACCUACUUAUUGAUUUAAUAGAUCAAAAGUGAAUUUAAAUGAUCAAAUAUCUAGAUCAUUGGAUUAACAUUGGAUAGGUAUAGGUAAUAUUUUACAAUUUUACUACUGAUACAAAAAUAAUAAUAAUUCAAUAAUUGUGUUUUAAUUUUAAUAUAUAUUUUUACCUGGAUCAAACAUUGAUAUGCUCAAGAAUAUAUACAUAUAUACCUAUAUAUAUAUUAUAUAAAAAAACAAGGUAUUUUAACUUUAAGAUUAGAGUUUUGUGUAGAUGGUAACCUAAUUACUGAUAGAAAUGUUUAUAAAUAAAAAAAAAAUUGAUAAAAUAUUAGUAAAUUUAAAAUUGUUCAUGAUUUUCUGUAGGCCGUGGAACUAUGUUUGAAAUCUGGAGCUAAGAUAUCAACGCAACAGUAUGAUUUGUCCACUCCGGUUCAUUUGGCCUGUGCUCAAGGAGCUAUUGACAUAGUUAGAUUAAUGUUUGGUUUACAGCCUGCUGAAAAAGACCAAUGCUUGUGUUCGUGUGAUGUACAAAAAAUGACACCACUCCAUUGCGCUGCCAUGUUUGACCGAUCAGAAAUCGUACAAUAUCUUAUUGAAGAGGUAUUAUAAUUUCAAUUUAUUUUAUAUAAGUCACAUAAGGUUAAUAUACAUAGUAGGGUGGUACUUACUUUAUAGAUGAAAAAUAAAAUGCUAAAUUAUUUUUAUCGAGAACCUGCUAUCACCAUUUUGUUUGUCAGUAUAAGAUAGUCAUUUUGGUUAAAUUUAUUUUAACUUUUACAUGUUUUCCAAAAGGAUCAGAGGGAAAUUUGGCCGGUUUUUGAAUUAAAUUCAAAAACUGUAGCAGGCCUUAAAUAUAGAACAUAACAUUAUCUAUACAAAUGUUUUGAUAAAGUUUCUCAUAAAUUUAUUUACUUAAUUAAUUAAUUAAUAUUUAUUUUCUGAAAAAAAUUGAUAAAAUUGAAGUUUAUUUUAAAUUUACUGAAAAUUUUGAAGUCAUUUUUUAUAAAUUACACUAGGUUGGUCAUUUUAAACUCUUUUGCGGCACGUGAAGGAGUUGAGUUAUCAUCACCAAAUUUAUACAAAAUUACUUUUAUACAACGAACAAGAAAGAGAGGGUUAGGUUAAGUUAGGAGGUACAUGAUAAAAACCAUCAAACUUUUUUCUUUCAUCGAUAAAAUAAGGGCCACUCCUAUACUAUAUAUUUCAUAAAAAUGAAUAUUUUUAGGGAGCUGACAUAAACGCUUUAGACAAGGAAAGUAGAUCCCCAUUGCUUUUAGCCGCCAGCAGAUCAGGAUGGAGGACUGUUACAAGUUUAAUAAGACUGGGAGCUGAUGUUCAAGUAAAAGAUUCUAGUAAAAGGAAUGUAUUACAUUUGGUAGUCAUGUAUGGAGGAAGACUUGAUGAAUUUGCUCACGAGAUUACUAUGGUAAUAAAAUAGUAAUGGUUAAUGUGUAUAAUGUAUAUGUAGUUUACUGAUUUGUUAAAAAAAAUAUAAUAAUAAUUUCUAAAAUAAAUUACUCAUAAUAAAUCAAUUUAUUCAUUAGUUUGCAAUGCAUAUUUUUGAAAUAUUUGGUUUUGAUUUUUACAAUUUAAAGCUAUAUUGAAUACAAAUAGUAAAGAUCUUCUUAGUUCUGAAAAUUUGUUUAAUUUUUAUUUAAAUUAUAGAUACCUACCUAGGUUUUUAUCUUAAAAACUAAAUUUAAUCUGAAUAAUUAUUUUGACUACUUGUGACCUAAGUACAAUAAUAUUAGAUACCUAGGUAUAUAAUUUAUGAAGAAUUAUCCACAUAAAUCUGUAAAAAAAAAAAAACAAAAUGUACAAUUUCAAAUAGCUAUACUGCCCUGUAAAAGUGAAUGGCUAACUGAACAUUUUUUAUAAAUUAUAUUAUUGUAGAAUAUUGUUUAUUACGCUACUUUCCAUCGAUUUUACUAUGUUAAAAUGCAGUUAAAUAUCAUUCAGAUAAUUUAAAUGAGCUUUAAAUAUGUAAUAUUUACAAAAAUAUCAGUGAUUACUACAGAAAUAAGUAGUAAAUGGUAUAUCCUAGAAAAAACCUAGUAUAUGUAUAUUGUGUAUUUUUUUUUUGAUAGUUACUGUUUAUACAUUUAGUAAAUUUAUUUGGCGUACAUACUGCAUGUGUAUCUACUAACCUUAGAAUAUCUGACCAUCAGUAAGCAGUAUCUACAUAUUUAUAAUUGAAUGCCAAUAUUCUUUUAUAAUUAAUUUUAUAUUUUAUAAUUCUAUAAACAAUACAUAUUUCAAUGAGUUUGUUCCUAACUUGGAUUGGUCAGAAUUAGUUUAUUUUUUUUAUUUUUUUAAGAAUUAUAAAUUCUAUUAAUAUUUAAACAGUUAACUAAUUUAAAAAAAAUAUUAAUUGUUUUGUAUUAUGGUUAUUUAACAAAUAAAUUUAAAGCUGUUAAAAUUCUACAAAAAUUCAUAGACACUGUUUUUUGUCAAUGUUAGAAAAACAUUUAUGGUACUUGUGUAAUAUUUUUAUAAUUUGAACUGUGUGUUUUGAAGGAUUUUCAGAAGUUUCUCAAUAGGUAGGGAUAUAAUAAUAUUAUAACUUCUAUCUAAUCUAGAGAAAUAAUAAUAAAAAAAUAAAAUAAUAUGAUACCUAAUUUAUUUAUACUUUCAAUACUUAACAGGCAGCUGACUUGCACAUACAAAAAUAUAUUUACACAUCAACUAUUUUAGAAGUAUUAUACCUAUUAUAUAAAAGUAAAUUUAUAAUUUUAUCAGUUAGCUAGUUUAAAAUUCUGUGAAACAAUUAGAAGCUUAAUUUUUUUCAGGUUAAACAUUCUUGGUAUAGUUACAUUAAGCAAUAUGUUUAAAAUUUUAUUUAUCCUAACAAUUUUCAGGUGGCCUAUGCUUUAACACGGGCAAUUUUAAACUCCUAGACUGCCAUAAUGAACAUUUAAUUAUGGGACUUCGUCAGACAUUUAAAGAACUUAAAAACUGAAAGAUUACCAAUAUUUUUGGUAUUUUUUUGUAAUUUAGGCUAUAAUUAUUCAUUAUCGAACUAAAAUAAAUUUUUGUUAUUUUAUUCAGUGUAAAUGAUUUUUUCAAACAAUAAUUGGGAGCCUGUGUACAUAUAAAUAUUCUGAGUGCGAUAUAGUGAUAGAUUGUUAACCUUUAGAUCAUGUUAUUAUAUGUAGACAUUUAAAAAUUAUGUUUCUUACAUUGAAGUUAGGUUUUUUUUUAAAAAAGGGAAUAUUUUGGUGUUAAAUAUGAUUUUUUUUUUUGUUUAAUGAAUUUUGAAUAUUAUCUAAAAUUACAUUAUACUAUUCAGAUAGUUAUCAAAAUUAGUUUUCUUCCACAAAUAUCAAAUUCAACUUGUCUAAUUUCAUCGUGGGCAAUUUUUUUUAAUUUUUAUUCUUCUAUUAAAUGUGUGGAAUAAGUAAACAGAAUUAUGCAAUUAUUAAAACAUUUAAAAUAUUUUUCAAAUAUAGUUGUCCCUUUAAAAUUAGCCACAAGGGGCAAUAGCUCUCUGUUGUCCCCACCUGAUUGUUUCAUUAGUGCAUAGUUAAUACCUUUUCGUUAAUAAAUAUUUUCUUAAAAAUUGAAGUCUACUAAUUAAAGUGAAGAAACGUGAUACUUAAUGAUUAAAUGAAAGAUUAAGGAUUAAACUUAUCGUUAUUUAUUCAAUUUUGCAUAUUGGAUAUGAUGUAGAACUGUAGAACAUAUACUAGAUAGCAACACAGUAGGUAAUUUUUCUCAGUUUUAUUGUAGGCAAUUGCAUUUUUUAAAUAAUUUAUUAAUUUAAAUAAUUCUAAUUAAUGGAUUUGUUAUAUAUUUGAAUAACCAAAUUAAGUACUGAAUAAAUAUAUUAAAUUAAUUUUAAUAUUAAAUUUUUUUCAAUAUAAAACUGUAGAUCAUUAUCAUUUAGAGUAGUGUUUCCUACAGAAAUAAUUAAGUGAUGCAAUUUUAUUAUCAAGGUAUAGAUAGAAUAAGUACAAUAUCAAAAUAAUAUAGUUAGGUACAAGUUAAACAAAUUGUUUUUUAUCUAGCAUUAUGAUUAUAAUUUUAUGCUGGGUAUAAAGCUUCUAUGCAAUACUUAAUUAGGUUAAUGCAUUUUUACUAUUAAAUUAUUUAAAAUUAAUAAUGUCAAUUUAAAAUGUGAUUAAUUUGUUGUAUAAUAAAAUAAUUUAUUACAAAAAAUUAAUUUUACAGAUAAACAAUCAAGGAGCUUUAGAAAUGUUAUUAAACGAAAAAGAUAACACCGGAUGUUCCCCUUUACAUUACGCCAGUAGAGGUGGUCAUAUUAGAAGUUUGGAAAGUUUAAUACGGUUAGGAGCUUGUGUAAAUAUAAAAAAUCAUAAUGGAGAGAGUCCUUUACAUUUCGGUGCUAGAUACGGAAGAUAUAAUAUUGUCAAAAGGCUAUUGGACUCAGAAAAAGGGGCUUUUAUAAUCAAUGAAUCAGAUGGUGAAGGACUAACACCUUUGCAUAUUGCAUCUCAACAAGGCAAGAUUUAUUUUUGAUGCAUUUAGAUUUUGGCACACAAAGGUAUAAAAUACAAAUAUAAUGUAACAAUAUCUGUUAACAGGUCAUACCAAAGUAGUGCAACUUUUUUUAAACAGAGGAGCUUUACUACACCGCGAUCACAAAGGUCGCAACCCCCUUCAUUUAGCAGCUAUGUGUGGUCAUACACAAACUAUAGAAAUAUUACAUUCUGUACAUUCACAUCUACUUGAUCAAUGCGACAAAGACAAAAAUACUGCUUUACAUUUGGCUACUAUGGAGAAUAAACCAAAUGCAAUUACAUUAUUAUUGCAUAUGAAUUGUAAAUUGUUGUUUAACUCUUUAGAUUUGAGCGCAAUUGAUUAUGCCAUUUACUAUAAGUUUCCCGAAGCAGCAUUAUCUAUGGUUACUCAUGAUUCUAGGCAAAUAAUUUAUAUACAAUACAUAAAUAUAUUAUGCAUGAAAUUAAAAUUUGAAUUUCCAUUAUAGAGCUGAAGAAAUAAUGACAUUGAAAUCUGAUAGGCAUCCUUGUGUUACAUUAGCAUUGAUUGCUUCUAUGCCACGUGUUUUCGAAGCUGUACAAGACAAAUGCAUCACAAAAGCUAAUUGUAAAAAAGAUUCCAAACAAUUUUAUGUGGGUUAAAAAAAAUGCCAGCGAAUUUUGCAGUUGUACAAUUGUAUACUUAUUUCAUUUCAGAUUAAAUAUUCAUUCUCAUGUCUUCAAUGUCCAGUAGUACAAAAAAGUGGAACAACUGGUAUAUUAAAACCAACUCCAUUGCCUGCCUUAAAUGUAUGUUACAAUAAAUAAAUCUAUUAUUCAUUAUUUAUUUUUAAUUAAUUUGUGUUUUAUAAUAAGGCAAUGGUUAACCAUGGCCGAGUUGAACUUUUAGCUCAUCCACUAAGUCAAAAAUACUUACAAAUGAAAUGGAAUACCUAUGGAAAAUAUUUUCAUCUUGCACAUUUAUUGUUCUAUACAAUAUUUUUAAUAUUUGUAACUUUAUACUCAUCUCAACUAAUGGUCCAUAAUAACAACACAUACAAUAACAGUAAUAAUAAUACUACAAUUGAAUAUGAUACACUGUUAACUGUAGAUUCUAUGGUAUAUUUUGAAAAUAAUUGUUAAUAUUAAUACCUAAUACCUACCUUUCAAUUACUAUUGUAACUGAAUAAGUAAUUAUAUUUCCUACAGACGAAUGUGGCCACAUUAAAAACGGUAGCUGUGAUGAUUGUUAUUUAUGUGUUCAUUAACAGUAUACGAGAAGGCAUUCAGUUUUUUCAGCAAGGAUGGCCAUAUCUGUUGGAUCCAACUAAUGUGGUGGCUAUAUUGUUAUACAUUUCAGCUAUGGCUAUGAUAGCACCAGUAUUAACUAAUUAUUUGGGUGAAUAUCAAAUAUCUUUUGCAAGCAUAACCGUAUUUCUUAGCUGGUUUACGUUGCUUCUUAAUUUACAAAGGUAAUUCUGAAUAUUAUAAUAUUUAUUGUUUUUACUUAUUGGACUAACAUAUAAUACAAAGUACCUAGUAGAUAAUACAAAAUAAACGUUUUGUAUUAUUUUACUAUAAAAUAAAAAAUAAAAAAUCAAUAAUCAAUGUAUUAUAUGCUAUACAAAUAAUGAUCAUAAUGUAUUAUACAAAUAUUUUUUUAAUGAUUUGUUUUUAUUAGAUUUGAUCGAGUAGGAAUAUACGUUGUAAUGUUUCUUGAAAUUUUGCAAACCUUGAUUAAAGUACUGCUUUUAUUCUCUAUACUUAUUGCUGCUUUUGGUUUAGCAUUCUACAUUUUAUUAUCAAGGGUAAGUUAGGUACAUAAUUUAAGGUUUUGAUGAGUACUGCAUGUAAAAAUAACAUAAAGUAUAAUAAAAUAUUACCUACUUAAAAUAAAUAAAAAUCCAAUUUUAUAUUUAUUGAAUAUUUUUUAGGGUCAUCAUUUAUCGUUUAGUACUAUACCAAUGUCUUUAUUACGAACGUUUGCCAUGAUGUUGGGUGAAAUAGAUUUACUUGGAACUUAUAUACAACCACUUUAUACUAAUGAUGUUGAAAAUGGUCAGGCCAGAACCAUACCAUAUCCAGUACCUGUGUUUUUGAUGCUUGGUGUAUUCAUGGUUCUUAUGCCUAUUUUGCUGAUGAAUCUACUUAUUGGUUUGGCAGUUGGAGACAUAGAAUCUGUUAGAAGAAAUGCACAGCUAAAACGAUUAGCAAUGCAGGUUAGAUAGUAUAAAAUUGCACUUAACUUGUACACACAAAAAUACUGUGAACUAUAAUUUACUUAAGUCUACUAAGAAUAAUCAAAUCAUAUUACAGUUAUGAUUUUAUUUAUUAACAAUUUGGUCAACUAGGUAGGUAGGUAGUAUAUUAAAGCCAAUGUAGAUAACAUUUUUUUUUAAAAUAUUGAAUUAAUUAACAAUAAUUGUAUUGCAAGUAUUUUAUCUACCACUGGAAAUAAUUAUUGGCAACAGUUGUUUUUCUUUUAUCAAAUCAUCUUCAUCUGAGAUAGAUUAUAGUAUGGUAUUGAAUGAUGGUAUUAUACUACAUAUCAGUUCUAUAUUAUUUUAAACCAUUGUUCAGGUCAUAAACAAUUAUUUUAUUUUGUUUUAUUAUAUAAAAUAGGAAAACAGGGCACACUAUUAGAUGCAACUGUUCUGUUUAUAUUUUUUGUGCAGUAUUUCUAAUCAACCAGUGCUUUAAAAUAUGACCAUUUUAUUUUGCUGACCUUCACCAUCUAAUAAUAUACCCCAAUCACCUAGUGUAUUUCUACACAGUUUCAGCGUGUGGCAAGGGUCUAAAAUAAGAUGUACUUUUUCUUUGGAUUCAGGAUGAUCAAAACAAAAUUGAAAUUAUGUCUAAUAUAUAUUAGCACUCAAUACUUUUGUCAUAGUUAUGUUAAUGGAAGCUCCAUUAAAGACCAAUGACUUAAUUAAAAUCCUCAUUUAAUGCAAUUGUGAUAAACUUAUUUUUAUAAUGUUAGCUUUUUCUUCAGCACUUCAGCCAUUAAUAAGAUAAUAUACAACUGCUAUUUUUCAAUGUGCGUUAUAUGCUACAACCAUAAUAACUAAAGCAUCAUUGACAUUUGUCAAAUUAUCCAUUUCAUUGAUGCUUCCUGGACCAUAACCAAUAUAUCCCUAGUAAGGUGAUCCAGUCCAGUGGACAUAUUCUUUUACACACAUUUCAUCCAGCAUCAGACGUCCUAUUAAUUGUUUUCCGCUUUCUUUAAAUUCUUCAACUUUCGUUUGUAUAGCUCUUUAAUGACCUGUGUCAAUUCUAGACAUCCAUCUUCUGUUGCAUACCACUUUCUUAUUGUACUCGGAUGAGGUAAAGAUUUUUUGAAUAUAUUAAGAACUUAGUCACAAGCAUUUUGGGGAACGAAAAUGUAAUGUGAGAGCAAAUUUACAUAAUUCUGGACUGAUGGUCUUAGAUGACAAACCAAGUUGACCCAUCAGGAGAUGCUUUUCUUCUUCUCUUGUUGCACACUAGUAUGUCAAAACAUUGAUUUUAAUUCAUGGUUUCAAUAUAUAUUAUAAAGAGUAUCGUGAAGGUUAAAUAAAUAAAUAAACAAUAAUAAAUCUUUUACAUGUCUAUGAACAUUACCUUUGAAUAUGACCUAACCUAACAUUACCUACCUUCAAAUCAAUUAAUGUUUCGAACUCAGAGAAUUUAAAUAUUACUGAUUUGUUUUUGCUCGAGGUUGUUUUACAUACGGAGCUAGAACGUAAAUUGCCACACGUUUUAAGGGAGAAGAUAGACAAAUCCGAACAGAUCGAAUAUCCGAAUGAGAGAAAAACGAAAAUGGGUUUUUUGGAUUUUAUCUUACGCAAAUGGUUUUGUAACCCAUUCUCAGAUGACGGUAAGUCUUUUAACUAUUUAUCACAAUAAUUUCAGCUGCUCUGUUCAAGAUAGGUUAGGUUAGUCCAUCGAGAUAGAUAAGAAUACUUAAAGUAAUAGUAAGUAAAAUAUUAAAAGUAUUCUUAUCUAUCUCGAUGAAUUAGUCCUUAAAUCAUAUACUAUGAAUAGACCUACUACAUGAUAAAUGCGUAUUACAAGUUGAAGACAUCAUUAUUAACGAGUGCUAAGAUGAAUGAUGUCUAUUGCGAUUUCGUAUCAGUACUCGUCGCAUAUUUAUCGUAUAAUCAUUUAAAUACCAACAGGCAGUGAUGGUAGGUACAUCCCGGAAAGUUAAAAAAAACUGUAUGUAUCACUAAUAAAAUAAACGGUUCUUAUUAAUACCUGCUUACUAAAAAUAUUAGAUUGUAUGAAAUAAUUUAUAUAUUUAUGCUUGAAAAAACAAAACAAUUACCUUACCUUAUAGAUUGAUGAUUGAUUUUAAGCAGUUGUUACUGUUGACUGUAGCUACCAUUAAUUAGGCAUUUAGGCAUACUUAAUCAAUGCUGCAACUAACUGUUACUGGCAACUACUAUCAAUUUGAGAAAAUAUUGAAAUAUAAUAUAUUUUAAUAUUAUGUCCAAAUUAAAUCAUUAAAACGUCGGUAUAUAUUUUAAAAUAGCCAUCUCUAAUAAGGUAACUGUAUUGUUUAUUCUAGGUAGGCAGGUAUUGAUAAAAAUCGUGUAUCUUAUUAGUGAUAUAAACCGUUUUUUUUAACGUCUGGUACACCACACGUGAUUACACGAAUUCAACCUUUUGCGCGUGACAUAAAUUUUGCACAUGCGCAUUUGUCCCCAACUCCCCUUAGUUAUGUUUGUUUCAAAUAUUUAGUCAAUAGCUCUAUCCAUAGUAUAUGAUCUAAGGAUUAGUUAUUGCGUUCGUUAGGGUUGCCAACAUUGGAGAUGAUUAUCCUAUAUUGGUUUGAUUUGUCCUACAAUUAACAAUGCUUUAAAGCUUUAAACUUUACGUACAACAAAUCUAAAUUUCAAAAUAUAGAAUUUAAUAGGUUAUAAUUUAAUGUCAUUCAGAAAAUACCUUUUAAUAGUUCAUUAUUAUAUAUUUUAAUUGUAUUAAGUUAUCGUUUAUCACUUAUAUACCUAUCUACUACAGUAUAAUUUAAGACAAAUAAAUUAUUAUAUUAUAUUAAAGUAUCUAAACUUGUUACAGGUUUGUUAAAUUUUCUAAUUCUAUUAUUUAUAUUUAAGAUUUAAAUGUUCAUAAAAUAUAGGUAAUAUUUUAUCAUUUUUAUUACACAUAUUUUAAAUAAUAGGUACAUUAUUAUCAUUGAUUAUCAAUACUAUAUUUAUAAUUUUUAUAAUCAAUGAUAUUAUGUACUUACCUAUUUACUAACAAUUCGUUAGUUAGCUGAAUUCUCUAGGUCAAAAGAGUAAAAGACGAUCUAUAAAAAUAAAAAAAAAGUUAUAAAUAAAAUGUAAACGAUUAUUUUGUUAAAAGUCAUAAAUAGUAAUACAAUAAUAAUAAAUAACACAAUAAAUAAUACAAUAACAAUAAACAAAAUAGUAAUACACCUAUUCUAUACUGGCAUAGUGGCAUUACAUAUUUAAACUACCCAUGAUAUAAAAAACAGUGUAGUGUGUCAGCAUUGUACACGAGAUGACAUAGGCCCCAUGCCCCCGACUAUAUAGUGUACGAUCUAAGUAUCUAACCUCCAUGUGAUCGAUUUAAACUUGGUUUACCCACGACGGUGUUCAAUCGUUUUAACUACAAUCUGUUAUGUUAUAUUCAUAGGCCUAUAAACAUAUAUUAUCAGGUCUAUGGUUAUAUUGCAUUAUAAGAAAUAAAGUUGUUCCGCAUUGUCCCAAUUUAGCUUGGCGCUGAGACAUUACAAAUGGACAUGAGACAAAUUUGUCCUACAUCACACGAUAUGAAAGUUGGUAACCCUAGUGUCCGUAUAAUCGAUUUGUAUAUUGUUUUGUUGUUUAAUCUGGUAAAAAAAAACUUCGAAUUAGGGGCAUACAUUGUUUUUAAGUAUUAAUUCUUUUAAAAUGUUGUGUAGUGUUUAUGCCGCACUGUUUUGUUAUUGUUCAUAAUUAUAUUUUUCCUGUACUCAUUCGUUUUUUUUUCUAUGAUUUUCAACAGCAAUCGAAAUGGUAUUGGAGAACAACGAAAAUCAUUUAGCUGACGAGAUUUAUAAGGUUAAAGACAGACUAAAAACAAUUUCUAGUUCACUUGAAAGUCAACAAACCUUUCUCCGACUAAUUAUACAGGUAUAUAAUAUUAUAUUAGGUAUUUUUAUUAAUAUUCAAGUAUACUGUACAUUUAUGCAAUAAUAUUUAAAUUCUGAGUCAGUGACGUAGUUACAAUUUUUUAGGCGCCUAAAGUUAGUAGUUACUAGUUACCAAUUCAUUUUCGAAUAAAAUGAGGCGACAAACAGGGUAACCGCUAUACUUGUAAUAAACUAUCUCUCCACUAGAUAACGUUAUAUAUUCCGACGUAUAUUGUAUAUUAUUAUUGACCAUUUGGAAAUGCACAUUUAAAACUAUUUAAGUUCUAUGUACCGGAAUCAAAAAACUUCUUCUAAAUACUAUUAUUUAUAACAUAGUGUAUAGUAUUCGCCUAUUUCCCUAUUCUUUAUGAAAUAAAACGAGUUUUCAGUAGGUACCUAUCUACUACUUAAUACAAUUUUCCCGACGUGAUCCUGGGUAGUUGUAUUCCCGCACAGUGUCCAAAUAAUGUACUUUAGUCCUCGAACAAGGCUUCCAAAUAUCUAAAAUGUUUUGAAGAAAGGGAGGUACAAAUUUCUUAAAGAUAUGCACCCGCACAGCCACCUUUACUGGUAGUCUAAUUUUGAAAGAUUUUCCCGAUUAGGUGUCUUGAACUCUAGAAUGUACUCUAGUCCUUGAACAAGCCCUUUAAUUAUCUUAAACUCCUUGGAGAAGAUUACUAUACAUUUUUAAAUUUUUUCUUUCUGAUCAUAACUUUUCUACUUGAAAUCUUGUUCCAAUUAUCAAAUUCAGAGCAAAUUGUAUGUACCUACCUAGUUAAUAAUUAGUGAAUUGAGGCAUUUUGCUUGUAGUUUUCUUAAUAAUUAGGGAAAACAGGAAAAUUUACCCUAUAACAGAUAAUGGUUUCUAUUAUUUUUGAUUUUAUUUUGUUUGUCAUAAUUCAGUUAGAAAUAAUUGUAGAAACCAGAUAUUUUCAAUGACUAUCCACUUGUAUAAUAUUAUGUAAUUUCUAGAGGUGGUAAAAUGUUCUGGGUAAUGUCAUUUUUUUUAUAUAAAUGUUUAUAAUCAAAUUUUAACAAAAAUUGUAAAUAGCACGUAUCUAUUUUAAAAUAUAUUUAACUAAAUGUUCUUAAAAUAAUUUUUUUUUUCUGUUUAAUUUAUACUUCAUUCACAAUAUAGUAUUUGGUUUUCAGAAAAUGGAAAUCAAAACUGAAGAAGACGAAGUAGACGAAGGCGUGUCAUCAAAAGAAAUAGCAUUCUCUACUAAUUUAAAUGCAAAAUGGUCUUCACCGAGGGUCAGGACCAAACUCAAAUCAUCUUUUAGUUUUUCUAAAUGUUACACUAAAUAG